This is a messenger RNA of Cavia porcellus (domestic guinea pig), 52062 nucleotides long. RefSeq names its product KIAA1217 ortholog. Bases 44703 to 50585 code for a protein of 1960 amino acids. The record is from RefSeq and is a predicted model, not a curated record. The transcript is spliced from 23 exons. NCBI's taxonomy places the organism in Eukaryota, Metazoa, Chordata, Mammalia, Rodentia, Caviidae. Gene Ontology annotation, cellular component: cytoplasm.
AUCCUUGUUUGCAAAACAAUGUCAUAAUUCUUGGUAGAAAACAUCAUAUUUGUGAGCAAAUGUGUUUUGGUUAUUGCAUUGAGCCAGGUUUUCAUUUCGAGCAGAUAACACGCUUAAAGGAUGGAAUGAAGUCUUUCAAAUUACCCAGGUUGGGGGCGCCAUGUUGGAUUUUUCCUGUUAUGAAAUUUGCAUUUUAGAUAAAAUUUACUAUAACAUCUACUCUUUUAAAACUUUUUGUUAAUAGAUGACCAAUAGUGCUAAGCUAGUUUGUAAAUAAGCAUUCAAGACAAAAGACAAAACAUAAUGAACAAAAUGAAAAUUUAUAAAAGUGGGGACAGAAGUCACUAGUGUUUAAUAAUAGUUUUUUUUUCUUUAUUUAUUGUUCUUAAAUUGAGUUAGGAGAACAUUGUGCAGCUAAUUUCAUCACAUUUAAGAUACCAUUGAUUAAAAGACUACAUAUUCAGUAUUUCUGGGGCAUUACUUUUGGUAUAGUCCAUGAUUAUAUUCAAAAAAGAAAUGGAGGAGGAAGUAUUUAUUUUGAAGGUGGUAUCCAAGGAGUGAGAAAAUUUGAAAUCAGAAAUAUCAUGUCUCACAGCUUUACAUUCAUAUACAUUUGAAACUAGAAUGAGUACUUGACUAUCUUAAGCAACUACCUUAGUUUAUGGAUCAGGAAACGGAAGGCAAUGUGGUAAAAUUAUUUAUGAAACCUCACUAAUUAGCUGCAGAAUGAGGACAAAAGUUCUCACUUCUGACAGCCAAGCCCAGGGACUUUUUAAAAACUGUCUUAAUUCUUAUAUUUAAAAAAAUGUUAUUUCUGCAAUAGUUAAAAAAUAAUAAAUAUAUGCCCCACAAUCAUGCCAAUUGCAUUAUUCUUUUUGCUUUUUAAAAAAUUUAAUAUAAAAUAUCUCAAAUAUGCCUCAGCACUCCGGAAGAGUGAGGCAAAAGGAUUGCAAGUACAAGCCCACCCUGUGCAAUAUAAUAACUUAAAAUAAAAAUUAAAAAAUUGGCUGGGGAAUGUAGCUCAUUUUAAAGACUACAUUCAAUCCCCAGUACUACCAAAAAAAGAAAAACUCAAAUACACAAAAAACUAUAUAAUAGUUAUCUAUAAACACCAAAAUUAAAAUUUAUUUUGCCACUUUUAGUUCAGAUAACUUGAAAAUAAAAUAAAGCUCAUUACAAACGCAGUUAAUGUACUACUCUGUCUUUCCCCCUUCUUUUCCAAGACAUUUACAUAUAAUCCGGAAGUUUCUAUAUAUUGUUCUUGUGUAUUUUAGUAUUUUCAUUGUGUCUGUGUGUAUCUGUGUUAGAACAUGGGCAUGGAUAUAUGUGUUAUAUCUAUUUGUGGUUCUACUGUUGUGUUCAAAACUUAAAGUACCUAAACCAUCAUCUAUAUUCUAUUGUACUUUUUGUAAUAUUCAGUGUUGUUCUGAGGACAUAUCCAUGUUGGUUCAUAAAUAAUUGCAUAAGUUUUGCACAAGUAACUCAAGGUGAUUUAUCCAUUUCUUAUGAGUGAAAUUUGGGUUAUCUCUGCAGUCUUUCCAUUAUAGCCAUGAUGUAGUAACCUCAUACAGAUAUGUUUAUACAGGUAGUAAAAUAUUUUGGAGGAAGUUACUUAGAAGUAUUGGGUUUAUAGCACCUUUCCUUUACUAAAUGGUGUGAAACACCCUAUAAUCCAUAACAAUUUACUCAAUUAUAAAUCAUGUGGAACAGUAGUUCCAAACUCUAGCUACAGAUGAGAAUCACUUAGGAAACUUUAAAAAUUUACCAGUGUUUAAAUCCUGCCCUAGAGCAAUCAAACCAGAAUCUCUGGAGAUGAAACCUAAAACAGUAUUUGCUUUAACGCUCUCUAGGUGAUUCCAAGGCACAAUUGAUUUGGAUUUUGGUUUCCCCAUUUAUUCUCCACUACUUAGUAUUGUCAGAUAUUCUUAUUUGUUAGCCAUUGAGUAUGAAGACUUUUGAUUGCUAGUGAAGCUGAGUAUAUUAUUAUAAUGUUACUGAGCAUUCCAGCACCUUCUGUUGUGAAUUGUGUUAUAUUUUACCUAUUGUUACUCUUUGCCUUUAUUGUCUUGAAUGAGUAGGUGUACAUUUGCAAGUAUGUACCCUCACUUAUGGACUUAUCUUUCUACAUUGUGGCAUCUUUUAUUAAUAGAAGUUUACAAGUUUUAAUUCAGUUUAUCAAUAUUUUCUUUUGGUUCAUAUUUCAAGGGAUAUUAAGAAAUAUGUUCACCACAUGAUUUAAUAAAUUUGUCUAUAUUUUCUUAGAAAAACUUUGCUGCUACAUUUUCCUAGUGACAUCUUCAGUCUAUCUUGCACUUAUUUGCAUGUAGUAAUAUUUAUCUAAUUGUAAUUGCCGCAGUAUAAUUUACUAACUAGUCUAUCUGGUUUCCAGCCAUGUUGAAAUCCAUAUUAAAUAUUUUUAAAGUUUGUAGGUUAUUUUAAAUAUUCUACAUAAAUGUACAUAAAUAAUUUGUUGUUUUGUAAUAUUUAUAUACUUUUGUUUUCCCUUGCUAUCAUGAUUACGACCUCUUUCCCAGUGUUAAAUGGUAUUGAUACUAGAUAUCAUGUCUUGUUCCAGAUUUUACAUGAAUUACCGCUGACUUUUCAUCAUUAAUUAUAGUAUUUUGUUGGGGUUUUAGUGUAUGAUAUCUUUUGCUGAGAAAGCUUUCUUUUAUUUUUGUUUGCUCAAGUGCUUUAUCAAGAGUGUUUUGAAUUUUAUCAAAUACUUUCUACAUUUAAUGAGAGGCACUUAAGGUUGUUCUCAUUUGAUGUGUUAAUUGGUGAAUUAUAUUAAUAAAUUUUCUAAAGAUAAAACACUUGCAUACUCUAGGAUAAGCCCUACUCUCUCACAGUUUGUAAUAUAUUCAUUCUAAAUUUGAUUUGCUAGUAUUUUCCUUAGAAAUUUUAUAUCCACAAAUGAAAUCGGUCUGUAAUUUUUCUUGCUCAUAUUAUAUUGCUUAUCCUACCUCAUAAAGUCAGGAAGGACUUCCAGUUUAUUUUAUUCUGUGAAAUAGAUUUUACAAGGUUAGAAUUGCAUUUAAUUUCUAAAAUGGUGUAACAUGCCUGAAAGAAUCCUAUAUCUGGUGGGUCUAUGUGUGUUUUCAGCAGACUACUGAUCAGUUUCUCUUACUGUUGAUCAAUUCAACAAUCUUUUAUUCCUUCAUGGGUGAUUUUAAGUUAUAUUUAUGGUGAAUGAAUCAUUUUGGCUAGAUUUUCAAAUCCAUUGGCAUAAAGUUAUUCUCUUAUUAAAAGUUUCUACCUUACCUGAAAUUGUCAUUUUUUUCCUACUAAUAUUAGGAUUACUCCGUUCCCUUAGUCUCUUUUUUGAAAUUAAUUUCACAGUGAUUCUAUUAAUUUAAAAAAUAAAAAAACUUCUUUGAUUCCCAGUUCUACAGUGAAUGACAAAUACUCUCAAUAGUCAAACAAAAAAUUUAUUUGGAUAUAUUAUUGUAAACUUGCAGUUAUUUACUGUCAUUCUAUUAAGAUAUUCCACUGAUUUCUGCUACUUAUUUUUGCUGUUGAGUCUCUGUUGUCUAAUGGUUAUGUCUUGGUGGGUAAUUUAUUUUUUCUCUCAGUUGCUUUUAAGAUUUCUCUUGUCUUUGCUGUGGACAUAUUCAUAUAUGGACAUAUUCAUCGCCACUUUAUAAUUUUAUUUCAGAAAUUCAUGCUAGAUACAUUGAAUAUUUUGUUCAUGUCAUGCUCCCAUCUCAAUAUUUGUCCCUUCUACUCUGGUGUAUUCUAUAUUUCCUCCAAUCCAUCUUUCACUGAUUAUGUCUUUAACCAUGUCUAAGUGACUACCUCCCUAUUUAAUUUGUCAUUCAUUUGCUAUAGUCUUGAUUUCCAAUCUAUUUUCUGUUAUUUUAACCUGUAUUUUUCUUUUCAUACAGUUUGUAUUUCUUUGUCUUAUUAACAAUUAUAGCUAAUAAUCUGUUAGCUAAAACAUUAAAUAAUCUGUUGUCUUGCUAAUUUAUUUAAAGUUCUUAAGAUUCAAAUUCUUGUAUUGUGUCUGAUGAUGUGACUCUUCUCAUGGUAGCUUGCUUCUUCAUUUGAUUUUAUAAUUUUGAAUUAAAAGUACUUCUUUAAAGGGAAAUACUGUAUACAAAUAUGUAGCCAGGGUAGGUAUAAGAAUCCUUCAGAGACAUUUUGCAUUAGUUUCCGAUAUGUGUCAUAAAUGAAGUUUUAGACUUUUUAAAACUUGAACUUUGUGGACCACACACGUAGCCCUGGUUAUAAAUUCUGAAUGGAUACUAACUUUUCCCUUCAGUGAGCAUCUACACAGAGUCAGACGAAUAAUAUGAUUGUGUCCAUUUGCUGGGACACUUCCCCAGCAUCCUACUCUUAGGUAGGAAUGUAAACCUAAGUUUCUAGAGAGACCUGUAAGCUCUCUUAUUACAGUGUCUGUCUGUCUCCAUAAGCUUUUUAGAUAUCCCCACCUCCCACCUGGAUCCCUCUCUCUUGCUCAUUCUUGCUCUUGUGCCCUCUUUUUAGCAAACUCAAUAGUACAUUUGAAACAUUAAGGUCUUUUAUUGCUUAUUGCUGUUGACAGUGUAAAAGUUUUCAGUUUUUCUUGAGGAAAAAACUGCAGAAUAAGAGCACUGUGACCUUUUUUGAUAUUAAAAAAGUCAGAGAAUUUCACAAAUUAUAUUUCGCUGAAAAAGUUUUCUUGCUAGCGUAUGUAGAAAUGGAGACUAUCCAGGAAUCAGCUUGCAAUUUAGUAAAGCAGUGUAACCUGAGUAUAAUACUCAACAACCUUUGAGGAGGUGCAUUCCUUGAAUUUCUACAACAAAAUCAGCUACAACCUGGUGUGUUGAGAAUGCUGAGUAAGGCUUGGGGAAGGGCUUUAAAAUGUUUUCAAGGAGUGUAUUGUGGAGGGAAAAGUAAUAUAUUCUGAAACGAUGCAGGUAAGUUUUGCUUUUUCUUAUUGAGAAACUAGGACAUUUUAAAAGCACUAUAUUUGAAAAGCCCAAGUUCUUUCUAGUUCUAGAAGUUUAUGAUAUUGCCACCACUCAGAAACAUUGUCCCGCCAAAUCUUCUCAUGGACUGCCUGUAUCUUUGUAAUCAAAUCUUAUGUAUUAAGGUUGGCCAAUAUUCUCAAUAUGCAUUCUAUUUCUACCACUUACCACAGCACCCUAAUAAAUCAAGAGAAAUGAAAAUUAUAUUCAGUUUUUCUUCUGCUGUUAAUAUCAGUGUGAUCUGAUUAGCCACAUAUGACAAGUCAAAGUUACUAAUCCCUCAAUUACAGCAUUUUAUCAUUAAGUACUAAAAUAUUAUUCAUUAGGUAAUAGAAAACAAAAUAAUUGAUGGAUUACAGAAAAUGCUAAUGAUUGAAUGCCGUGGACACACAACAUAUUUUACAACAUAUACUAUUAGAACCUUUUAUUACUUCCAUUGAACCGGCUAUAAUUUUGAAACAUUUUGCCCUAAAAUUUGCUUUGGAAGCAACAAGUUAGUAGUAAAUCAAUAAUAAAAUACUGUUGAAAACAAAAGAUUGCUAAAAAAAAAAAAAGAAAAAUACUUUCAACACUUAAUCCCUAAAGUUAUUUCUGAAGCCUCAGCAUAUUAUUUUAAAUUAACUGUCUGAAGCAAAUCAUUAAAAAAAUAAAUCUGUCUCUUUGCUGAAUUCUGUGUGUUUGGAUUGAAGUGCAGUUGAUUGGUAGUUGCCUGACAAGAAGGCUGAUGCUGAGUCUUUUUAUUUUCUUAAUUAAGAAUUACCAUUUUAGGCUCAUGGUGGUUUGCAAUGGCAAUAAUCCCUCCCCAAGCGGUUGUUUCUCUAGAUUCUAAGUGGUUUGCCAGAACUUUAACCUCAACUUGACCCCUCCUGGCUGCAAGAAGGGCUCCAUAAAGGUCAAUAAUAUUUUGUAGAAAAUUAUCAAGCAUGGAACAUACCCUGGAUUAUGUAACUUGCUUUAAAAAUAAUUAUACUGUGUUUGUCAUUUUAAAUAACUGGGUUCAGUGAGGCUAAUGAAAAUGUUUAAAUCCUUAUCUCUUGGAAUGAACAGCCCUGGCUCUAGAAAGUGCUGACUUCAAAUUUUUGUGCUGCUUUUGUUGAUCCUGCCUGCUGAUGCACACGACCCACUGAUGUGUGGCAUUCAUCCAGGUUCUACAUGAAAGGCGCUUCCGGGCCUUACAUGGGCUGCAGCACAUUCCUGUAGUUCUCUAACAAAGCAUCUAAUUGGCGACUGUGACUAAUGAGCGUGAAGUCCCAGAGGAAAUGGAGCAUGGACUUCCACUGCCCUUCCGAUGAGCUCCAAGCUUAGGGUAUAUCAUACUGGAACCAACAGAAGCCAAGGCCAAAGGCUUGACAUGAGCAGUAUUGCUAAUUUCAGUUUAUAUCUUCAUAAACAGGCAUUCAUACUUUUUUUGUUUGUCUUUUUUUUCGUUUUUAUCGGUACCAGGGAUCAAACUCACGACUGCCUGCUUGCAAGGCAGGGGCUUAUGCCGCUGAGCUAAAUCCCCAGCCCCCACAUUCAUACUUCUUACCUAAAUUCUAUUACACUUUUAAUUGUAUUUCCUAUACUUUUGUAGCCAAGACCCUUACUGGCCUUGGCCAUUGAAGUCACGUAAUUCUUUCUAUGAGUUGGAAUUAACCCUACUGUAUCUACAGUGUAGUGUGAGUAUAUUUCUCCAAGCAAAAACUGUCCUUUUUCAAAGGGUAGCAAUCCCAUUCUGCCUGAAAUCACUAGGGAUGAAGGAAGUGCUAGAGGUAGGCCAUACUGAGCUUUGGGAAAAACACUCAUCUGCUCUGAACAGAAAAUGCUGAUACAGAUAGUUGCACUGUGAGAUUUUUUAUUUUUUGUUUUUAAUUUAUACUUUCAAUUAUGUGCCUUGCCAUAGUAUAGCAGAGGAGUGAAUGGGGAUGAUAAAGUAGGUGUGGAACAAGGAAUUCGGUCAUUACCUAUUACUUAUUAUAGUUAGUCAAGGACUUCAGCUGAAUAAGCCCAUUAAGGUCAGGGGCUGCUGGAGCAGGAGGAGAUCUCAGCACUUGUGUUUGAAAGGACACUUUGUGGAUUUUGGUUGACCAGGUUACAGACUUCUGACUGAUAUACAAGUACCUCUUCAGUAAAACUCACUUAAAUGUCUGUAAAGUAUAUAAUAAUUCAAUUCUAAAAUUGUCAUAUUCCAUAACCUGCCUCUCACUGUUGACGUUGGUCUUAAACAGGCAUCUCUCUGCCAUUUUGACUCGUUCCAAUUAUCUCUUGCCCUGACUUUCCGCGUCCUAUCAUUUCUGCUUAUCCAUCUCACUUCACAACUUCCCUUUACCCAUUUUUUAACCCUUAAUUUCAGCUUCCUUUCAUCCUGUCCAGCUUGCCUCGGUCUUUGGAGCUUUCUGCUUUCUCCUGUUGACAUGUCACUGUUUGCUGUGGUUGAUUAUGAUUCGUGGUCUGAGUCCUCUUGUGUCUCCUCUCUUCCUACAGUGCCUUUAACCCCCAAAGCCUCCUUUCUACUUUUGAAAACAAGUCCUGUAUCAUUGGUAUCUGCAACGGAAAUUUGUUGGGUAUUCUCCCCUUGCCAUCUCUUCCAUGUAGGGGGAAAAUGUUGCUAUUUGUAUCCCUCAGUGUGUAAAUUAUAGCUCAACUGUUCAAUGCAAACUUCCUACAUUGGACUUACUGGACUAUUUGAAGUUUUACAAGCUCCACAACUAUGGUAUAAUCUGAGUAACACAGGUUUCCUGUAUAAAAACCUAUGUAAUUAUCAUACACUGGGAAAGUAAUGUUUCAUCAUUCUUCUGGAACAAGAUUGCAGGUUAUUUUAUGACAAUAAUUAGGUUUUGUCUCCUGCAGUAUUUUUUGCGCCAUGAGUCUUUGUAAAAUCUAUAUCAUAGUAGCUAAUGGUAUGAUAGCCAACUUGCAAUGAAAAAUGCAUUUCUAACAAAUGUUUGCCUUGAACAUGGAGUCCAAAAGCAUCAUGAAGUUUAUACACUGUACUUUAGCAACUGAGAUUUAUUUUUUUAAAAAAUUGAGUCCAAUAAACCAUUCAAGAAAGGUAAAUCAAGCUGGAAUAUGGACUGGGAAGAACCAGAAAAGCCUCUAAGUCCUUGCCUGUGAUCCAGCCUGAGCUCAGAGCAGGGAGAACCAGGAAGGAAACUAAGCCCCCAGCUGUGAACCAGCAGUGUUCACAAUAGGGAGAAUCAGAAUGGAAUCAAUGUCCCUGCCUGUCAGCAAGCCUAAAACUAAUAGUCUGAGCAACUAUUUAGAGGGCAACAAUAUGCAAUAUGGUAACUAUUGUAGAUUUCCUACUGUCUAAUCACAAUUUUAUUUCAUUUUAUUUUUGUGUUGUUCCCUUUGAAAUAAAAAUAAAUGCAUAAAGAAAAUAAAAAGAGAUGAAUCAUUCAGCUAUUUAUUAAACUCAGAAUAAUACGCUGAGUGUGGUUGUAUACACCUGUUAUCCCAGCACUUGGAAGGCUGAGGAAAGAAGAUCCCCCAUGAGUGUGAGGCUAGCCUGUGCUUCAUAGUGAGUUCAAGACAGCCUGAACUGCACAGUGAAGCCCUAUCUCAAAAAGAAAAAAAAAAAAAAAAAAUCAAACAAUACUUGGAAUUUUCAUUGUAAAUGGCUUAUAGUAAAUUGUAAAUAAUAUUAAAUUUACUGUGAUUGGAGUAUGUUUUCAGUUCUGUAUGAUUGACCACUCUCUUAAACUUUUACAGCAACAUCUGAGUAAAAUCUCCAGCUAUAUUAUAGUUACUUAAGGUAACCAUAUUUGGAUAUUUGUAAUACCCAAAACAUAUCAUAAAUCAGUGCAAUAACUGGUGAACAUGACUCUUUAAAUUGAGCCUUUUAUUCUUAGGACAUAAGAUUCUGUCUCCCCUUAGAGUGCCUAAAAGUUAGAAAGUUAAGAAUUGUCAAAAGUAGCAAAAUAAGGAUGGGGGUUUAGCUCAGUGGCACAAGCGCCUGCUUGGCAAGCAUGAGGUCCUGAGUUCAAUCACUGGUACCAAAAAAAAAAAGUAGCAAAAUAGUGAUAAUAAUUCUUCCUCGUGGAGGAAUUGAAUAUGUAGCCUUAGUUAAAAAAGUAUACAAUGAUUUAGUUAAAAUACAAAGAAUUAUAAAUGCUCAGUGUUAUUGAAUCGUGAAACAGAAAAUGGUGGAAAUAUAAAAUCAUUUUCCUGGGAGUUCAGCAUCAAGGCACCUAUCUGGCUAGUGUGAGGUUGUUAAGUUCAAGUCUUGGUACAAAAAAAAAAAAAAAAAUCACUGUCUUUAUAGUUCAUUAGAAGAUAAGAUAAAAAAGAUAGAAUCACCAUAUUCAGAUCCAAAGUGGAUUUGGAGACUAUAUUAAGCUUUCCAGAUGUAAGAUUUUGCAGUCAUCAAUAAUAGUUCCCUGUUCUUUGAUUACUGGGUGUUUCUUUUGAGGUAUUUUUAACUUUGGGACACUGAAGCAAAGAUGUUCAAAUUUGUCCUUGGAGUUUCAUACAUCUCUUACCAGAGACAUUUACCAAUCCGGUGUUAUUUAAAGGCCAAAUGGAAGUGUGCUAGAAAUCUAAAGAAAAUGUCAGAAUGAACACAGUAUAGGGAACACGUUUUCACAGAAAUAAUGAUUCCAAGUUUUGUAAUUUAAUUUGCAUGGUUGAAUGAACUCGUCUUUCUCAUUCUCCACAAAUACAGCCCACCACAUCCUGAACUGUAGGCCUUCAGCAAAGCAGCCAACCGCCCAAGUUAGCAUUCCAAAAUCGUGCCCACUCUGCACCCGCAAACCCAAUAUGUUUUUUAAUUAAAAAUUAAUUCUAAACCUACAGGCCUGAGAAAACAGUGGAAGGGAAGAAUUGCUGUAUCUUUCUUUCAGCUAAAAAUGAAAUCACUUAACCAAAAAAAGAGUGUUAGACUUAUACUUUAGUUGGGAGUAUGUGAACUGUCACAGAAAAGAACAGAUCCUGUUCCCUGAAACAUGAGGAAAUAUAAAUUUGGCAUUUUUCUCAGGGAGACUAGGAAAACAAUUCCUUGGAGGAUUUUCUUAUCUUGCUCUUAGAAGUACAGGAUAAGAAUCUGUAUCUGACCUUCAGUGUUCUCAGGCAUUGCUGUAACAACAAUCUGCACAUUUUAGCGGCUGCUCCUUAGAAAGAUACAGGUUUUAGUCACAACACUGUCCUGGGAUGUGCCUUUGAGGGGGAUAGUGGGACGCAAACACCUCCCUGUGCCUCUCUUUUCCUUCUGGACCAUGAUGUGAACGGCUGCCGUGACAAGCUGACUUGCCACAGGCCCAAAGCAGUGAGGCCAAUGGCAUAGGACAAGAACCUCCAAAACUGUGGGCCAGGAAACUUUUCUCUUUAGAAGAUGAUUUGUCUCCACUAUUUGUUAUAGUGAUGUACAGCUGGCUAACACAAGGGUGCCUCUAAUACAGAUAUGUAGAGCUGGAGGGAGCUGCUGGGACAGCUGGAUUCCCACUGCGACACUUGAGUCAGUGAGGAAGAGGAGUGGGAGUGCCCACUCUGGAGAGCCCACGCUGUGCUGUGGGAAGAGAAGAUCUGCUUUCAAUAUUGGCUCAGUUCCCCACAAAUCGUAACAGUCCUGCCCUUACCUCUCCUCCUCACUUCAACCCUGGGAUGAAGGUUGGUCAGAAACGGCAGGGAAGGAGUGAAGGUGGAAGGAAAUGAGGAAUAGAGAGGAGCCCAAGCUGAAGGCAGAAUGUGCCUGCUGGCAGCCUCCACCAGAAGAGGGUAAAAAAGAAUUACCUUUGAGUAAUAAUUCAAGGACAGCAAAAUAUGGAGUUGAGUGUUCUAAUCAUCAGACAAAGACUGUGUUUUGUUACCUGCUGUACACAUGGAACUUUUUCUUAACUAGAAAUGAUCAGAAGAUCAUGAUUUUGCCUAACUUUUACCAGGGGCAAAGGAAAAACUGAUUGCUUAGAUUAAAUUUAGAGAUGCAAUGAUCCAGGAGGAAAAAACAAUGAUCUUUAUGACCAAAGCUGACAUAGCUAUUCAUUCAGUGAGUCAUUUACAUUUGAAUUCUGGUACAUCGCCUUAAGAGAAGUACAAACGAAGUGCUCUGAUAAAUCCAUAAGAGAGCAUUGUGCUCGCUUCUAGCCAAAGUGGAAGUCUCCUAAGGAAAGUCUUCAUGGAGAAGGCAUACAGGUCAUACCUAGCAAAUAAAGGGGUUUGAAUACACAUGUGGAUGAAGCACUGUCAAAGACAUUUUAGAAGAACAAAUAUCAAGGAGAUAGAAAAGCAUAGCAGAUGCAGGAAAAAGAGCAAUUAGUUCCAUUUGGUUGAAGCCAAGCAUGGGGCAAUAACAGGAAAUAAGGUGGAAAUGUUGGCUUCCAGUUUGGACAAAAUGCGUGUAAGUGGUGCUUGAAGCUCUGGCAUGGUCUGUAUAGAAAAAGCAUGGUGUGGGGGACAAGGCAAGUAACCAAAGCCAAGGGGAAUCUUUGCAGUUGGAAUGAGGUAGACAAAUGUCUGCCUUAGAGUGCAGUGAGGUAUUGGCCACUAGCUUCUGCUUAGACCAGAUUGGCAUCCAAGGCAAGAAAUUGUAGCAGUGGGAUGAGAAAUUCAAUAACUGUGCUUGCAGGAGGUGGUCUCAGCUUGAAAUAGCAUUAACAAUCAAAUCAAUAUAAACAGAAAUAGUUUCUUUGUGAAUAGACAACUACAACAAUCUAUGGGUCUGAUAAGUAAUUUGACUUCUCAAAGCCUCACUUUUCCCAUCAAUGGUAAUAAUAUUAAUAAUAAACCAAAUAAUCGAUUUAUCAAUUAUCUAACAACCUUCUGGCACAUGUUUGGUGACCAAAAGCUGUUUCCCAUCUCUUUCCUUCAAGAGAAGGAGGGGGAUGGGAAUUCUGAGCAGGCUGCUAUUCAAUGUCUGCUCCCCGAGUGAGGAAUCUAAAGGAAAGAUCAGAAAGCCAAAGAAGAUUCUUUUGUUUCAUGUACUAAGCUGUCAGGCGGAAUUGGAGGAAGGUCAGUGAGUUUUAGAUACCCUAAUGCAGAACUGCAGGUGAUAGAGUUUAUGUCCACAAGACUAUUUCAGUUCUCAGCCUACUGGCCUGGGCAGGAUUGCCAUGGAGAUUGAGUUGUGCUCAGUUUGCAGGGCACAAGCUCUCUAUUUAAAGUGCUUAGAGAGACAGAACUAGAAUGGGUAAUGGGGUUUGGGGUAAACCAAAGGGUUUAAAUAUCACUCCAGUGCAGGCUUGUAGGACAGGCUGGAGUAGAGGACAGACUUAAGACUCCCCAACAUCCAAGCAGUGAUAAGGCUGGCAAGGUGACAGGUGGGGUAGCCCAGAUGAUGAAAGCACACAGAUCCAGGCCUGAGGUCAAGAGGGACGGUGAGCAUCAGGACAUCAGGGGUGAUGGUCAGAGCUUCACCGCUAACCUUUCUGAGCCUUCAAAUAGGCUUCAAGUGAUACAUCCCGUGCCAUAGGAUAUGAUCUGAAAUAUCAUUUAUCCAUAAUUUAGCCAUAACAUAAAUGUAAAUUUAAAAAUGGUCUUUGGGCAGUCCAUAUAGACAUUAUUUCAAUAUCAUGCUAAAAACAUAAGGCCGUAGUCUUCUGCAAGUUCUUCAUUCGUGGUACCUAACAAUUCCUGACUUACAAUGGUCUGAUUUUACAUGGCGCAAAAACUAUAUGCACUCAGCAGAAACUGUCCUUCAGAAUGGCUUUUUUUUUUUCCUUUCAUUUUUUUGGUGGUGAGGAUUAAAUUUAGGGCCUUCAUUUGCUAAGCAGUCACUCUACCACUGACCUGUACUUCCUGGCCCUUCCCUUAUCAUUUGAACUUUGAAUUUGGGUCUUUUCCCAGACUGGCACUGCAUGAUCCAGUUGCAAUACAAGUCAUCCCUAUGAUCACAAGGGAGACAAUCAGGUAUUCUACAAGGUACCUUACUGCUAAGCUAAAAUUGUUCAGGAGGUUAGAGAUAUCCAAUGCAGUUUGGACAUAGAUGCAAUUUAUGUUGGGUUUAUCAGAAAGUAACCCUCUAUAAUCCCAUCAUGAAUCAAGGAGCAUCUAUACUUACAUUGGACAUGAUUUUAAUACAUUUGACAUUCUGGUUACUCCUGCCAGAGAACUGAAGUUGCAAAUUAAGGAGAAGCAUUAGAGUACAACAUUCACACAUAUGGCAGAGAACAGGCAAGAAUGAAGAUCCCACUACAAAAAGGAGAUAGAAACAGCAGAGAAAUUAUUUUCAAAGUAGCAUAUGGAUCCAUUCAGUGUAGAGACAAAGAAUAUACACAUCUUCAUAUGCUCUGGGAAUCUACUCAUAUAUUUUGCUGUAGUUUCUGAAGUCUCCAAACAUAAUGAGUAAUUAAUGUUUUCAAGGCUAUUUCUGGGUCAUCAAGAAAUGGAUAAAUUGUGUUCAGAAGACACUAUUUUAAAAGAGGAAGGGAUGAGGAAUGGAAUAAAUAUUUAAGUUUCAUACAAAAUUAUAAACUUUUAAAAUUGGUAUUUUCAAGGGCAUAAAUAUUCACUAUGUGAACAUUCAUUUAUCCAAUAUUUGUGUCUUAUAGAUCACAUUAUUCUUACUUAGUAAUAGGACUCUAAAAUAUGAAGACUUAAAGGGGUACAGAUAUAUCUAAAUAUAGCCAAGUGGAAAUUCAUCUUUAAAGGAUAUUAACUUGUCGAUGAUCCUACCUUUACUAAAAAUACGUUUAUACUUGGUAUUUUUAUGGUUUAUAUCUAAAUGUCCCCCAGGAUCCUCCUGCACUCAUAGGCAGGACUUUUGGAAGGUAAUUGGAUUAUAGCUGAAUUGAUAUUAAGGGGCAGAGUCUGGUCAGAUGAGGCAGGUCACUAGGGGUGUCACUUGGAAGGGUUUUAUCUUCCUCUCUAUCUCAUUCUCUGCCUCUUGGCUGUCACAAGGUGAGCAGGUCUCUUGUGCCACGCUUUUUUGGAGCCAGCCAACUGUGGACUAAAACCUCUACAAACCAUGAGCCAAAAUAAACCUCUCCUCCUUUAGGUUGUGGGUGUCAAGUAUUGCAUCUGAAUGACAAGGAAAGUGACUAAAACAAGGCUUCUUGUUGAGCUUAUAAUAAUAUAAGGCAACAACUUCCUUUGGAAUCUCACCUUGAUUAUUUGCAUAGAAAACUCCCAGCACCAAUAACAAAGUAUUCUUUUUUUUUUUUUUUUUUUGUCUUUGUCUUUUUAUCAGUACUAGGGAUCGAACUCACAACUGCCUGCUUGCAAGGCAGGCUCUUAUACCGCUGAGCUAAAUCCCCAGCCCCAACAAAGUAUUCUAAGUCUAGUUCUUCAGGAAACAGUGGAUGGGCAUCUAACUAGCACUGUGUUCUAACAGAGAGACUCUGCAUGGCCCUCGCAAUUAACUCAAAGUGUAUUAAAUCACCUGUAUUAUUCAUGAAGCAUGUUCUUUCCGCUUACAAAAACACUGAACCUACCCAUAAGGUCAAAAUGUUGGAAACAUUGGAAGUUUCUUUUUCAAGUAUACCAUAAUCUGGUGUCAGAGUUCAAAGCUUAAAAGCAGAGGUGACUUAAAUGAUGACAGCAUCAUUAAAGUAAGAUAAUCCCUUUGAAGGCGACUACACUUAUUUAAUUAGUUAGCUCUAGUAUAUUUGCUAAAAGGAUCCUUCUCAUGGAAUCACCUUUGAGAGAGCACUGAUAAGGUCUUUCAGAAGGAAAAACAUUGUCUGUCAGUCUCCUCAUCACCCUCAUAACACAGCAGCUCCAGAGCCCGAGAGUUGCAGAGAGGAUCCACAGGUGUCAGCCCCAGGCAGCCAGGUGUGACAAUGACUGAAUCCCACAGAAGUUGAUGACUGCAAUAGGAGAAUUAGCAUCUGCUCGAAGCCAAGAUGCCUGGGCUUGUAGCAGAGCAUCCCUAAGCAUCAGAAGAGCACUGUCCCCGCGGGGACUCAGAGCAGAGAAGGAUGUAUUGCAUUGAGCGUUUUCUCCUGUCAGAUCCAGGACUGCCCUGGACAUCACAUGGCAUUUGAGCAAACCUGCUUUCCUCGAGAUUCCCAGCACCGCUUAGGUGGGCCUCGUCCCACAACCUUUUGCACAGCCUUUGUUUUUUAAACUCUUAUGCCCUGAGCUCAUUUUUGCAUGUGUAAUACUUUAUUAUAUAAGUCAUUUGUAUUUCCAACCAGGAUAUACCAAACCUAAACUUGAAAAUAGUAGAGAUGUUAGGUUUGGAAAGUUUCAGCAUCACAGACAUUCUGUUCAUCUUAAAGACUGAGCAUGAAGACGUUACUGUUUAUCCUCUUCCUAAGCUGAUGUCAUGACAGUUUACUAAACGCACUCCUUUUUUUCCGGUAGUUUUAAAAAAACAAGGCUUAAAUUGACCUCAACUCAUGCUCAGGUUUUCAAAUGCACAAAUGAAUUCUGUUGGACUAUGUUAAGGUGCAAAAAAAAAAAAAAAAUUUGUUUUUAUUUAAAUGAUUGUGCAUUAAGUACCAUUUAAAUACUACAUAUAUAAAGAAUAAAUAUUACACUUUAAAUAGCAUUUAAAAUAUAAAAGUACUAUAGUAUUCAUGUAGGUUUUAAAAACAGGAAUUAAGAAAAAGCCAUUCUUGGGGCUGGGGAUUUAGCUCAGCGGCAUAAGCACCUGCCUUGCAAGCAGGCAGUCGUGAGUUCGAUCCCUGGUACCGAUAAAAAGGAAAAAAGACAAAAAAAAAAAAAAAAAGAAAAAAAGAAAAAGCCAUUCUUAACAUAGCAACAAAAAGAUUCUUCUCAGCAUUAGUCAUGAAUAGCUUACUUCUGGACUUCUGGCUCAUUAGUUUUUUUUUUUUUUUUUCUUAUUGUAUUUGCUAUUAUUAUGUAUGUAAUCAGAUUUUUUUGACACUAGUAAUCAAACUCCAGACCCUGCGCUUGCCAAGCAGGCACUGUGCCACUGAGCUACAUCCGCAGCAAUGAUUUUUUUUUCUUAAAAUGAAAUGUUUUCAGGCUAUUAUAAGCUAUUUGUAGACAUAGCAUUAAUGGCUGCAUGCUUUUCUAUAAAAUGAAUACUCCAUGAUUGACUUUGCUAAUUUUUUCUUUUCUUAACCAAUUUUUCUAUGCAUUUAUGUUUACAUGUCUUUAUUUACAUAUAAAAAAGACUUCAUUGGACAUUUAUAUACCAUCAACCUCCCAUAUCUAGAGUUAUUUCCUUGAGAUCCAUACCCAGAAGUGUCAUAGGUCAAAAUUGUAAUUAUAUAAUAUGUAUUUUUGACAAAAGUCACAUUUAAUUUACAGUGUAAUAAAGGUUACAGGUAAAAAUCUACCUAUAAAGUGUGAAAAGCCCUAUUGCACAAAUGUACAAAUCUCUGUACCAAGCUCCUAUCAAUGUUUCCUACCUCUGUCUCCUGUUAGCCAAGUCUAGUCUUGGAGCUCUGAGCAAACAGAGUUCUCAACUGAGGGGGAAGAGCCUCCAAACCAACAGUUAAAAUUUUCUCUGGAGAGACAUCGGUUGCUUGCAAAAUAAAAUAUUUUCUUUUAAAUUUGAAUUCACCUAAUUGGUCAUAGCCUGGGGAAAAAAUUGCCUUCAUAACACAAUGAAAACCAGGCACAGUGGUGGAUGCCUAUAAUCCUAGCACUUGGGAAGCUGAGGCAGGAAGAUCGCUGUGAGUUCCAGGCCAGCCUGUACUGCAUAGCAAGACCCUGUCUCAAAAGCAAAAACAAAAACAUAACACACUGAAAAAUGCCUUAGAGAGUAGAGGAUAGUACUCUGGAACUAAAUGAGAAAUUUAGGCUCAGGUUUGACGAGAAAACAAGUACAGUUCAAACAGUACUGCAAGUUAAAAACUAUAAACCUGCACUGGGCACAGACAAAAGGAAAUAAAAAUGUUCUUAUUCCACUAAAAAGGACAAAAGACAAAAGCCUAACAUUGGAACCUCAAAACCACUGACCCAGGAAAACAUUUUUGAAUUUUAAGUUUAGCUUAACUUUCAAAUGCCAAAUUAGUGAUACCUAGCUAAAGAAGUGCUUAGAAGAAAAGUCGUAGCAGUGUGUUUGUUAUAUAAGAGAGAGAGCUCAGUUGGGUAGUCCAGACUUCUACCUCCACAAACUAUGCAGGAAAAAAAAAAUAUUGCAAUGAAAGCAGAAAGAAGAAAAUCAUAAAUAGGAGAUAUCAAUAAAAUCAAAAACAUAAACAGAAUAAAGAAAAUAAUUGGAGAUAAGAACUACAACUUUUGGCCUAAAAAAUAAUAAAAUUGAUGAAAUUUUAAAAAGACUGACAAGUUCAAAAGAGAAAAUACUGCAAGUAUCAAAAAUUAAAGAGAGAGUGUUCCUGCAGAUCUCACAUACAGGGUAAAGCUAACCCUGUGUAAAUUUUGUUACACAGGUGAAAUGAACCCAUUCCUUAAAUUAAACAUAGCAAAACAAUAAAAUUGAUCAUAAGAUAACAAUGUCAGAGAUACAGAUUUCAAAGCAAGACAAGCGGAGAUCUUCACUGUCUAUCACAUUGUCGCUUGUUUUCUUCCAAAUAGCUGUCCAUAUCUUCACACACAAUGAAUUCAUACAAAACAAAAUAGUAUAGAACUGAUCAGAACAGGACAAUGAAGGCAUUUUAGGUCUUCAAGACCAGACAAUAAGGAAGUCAACAAUGGCUGCCGUAUUGUCUCUCAUUCUCUUCAAAAUGGCUGUCCAUACCUCCAUGUAUGUUGAAAUUAAACAAAGCAAAACAGACUAAAAUCACUGAACAAAGAAUAAUAGUUUUGCUGGAUUUCACAUCAUGAUGUUACAAAAUCAGCAAUGGGCACCUUAGUGUCUCUUUUUCUUCAAAGUAGCUGUUAUUUCAACGUGCACUAUAUUAUCAAUUCUCAUAAACUUUUUAGAAGUUCUAUGCAUGCAUGAGUCUCUACAUAUAUACCUAUCCUUUCUGUAUUAGAGGGAAAAACAAAACAAACCAAGACCCUUUAAAAUAAAAAAAGGAAAAAAAAGACAAGUCAAAUUCCUAAUGAGAUGAAAAAGACAUGUAAACAACAAUAGCAAAGAGCCCAGUACACUGACAAUAUCAAAACAAGGUGGUAUGAGCAUGACUAGGAUUAUUUUACAUAAUGAUCUUCAAGAGUUCCUCAGAUCACUAUACAAUAAUAAGCACAAUUGUUCCAUCCCUAUGAAUGUUAACUAUUUUGUUCCAAGAACUUAAGUUUGUAGCACAAUCAUUUUAGCUUUCCUAAGUGUGUUUAUAUAAUUUUAGGCACUUUUUCUUUUCCCUUCUUUUUUCUUUUUCCUUUUCGUCCCUGAGAUAUUAUUUUUCCCCUUUAAGCAGAUUCUUAUCCUUUCACUGUAAUUAUUGAGUUUUUGUAGUUUAAAAUCUUGCAAAAGAGAAAGUCCUAAAACCAGAUGUCCUCACUGUAAUUUCUACCAAAUCAAGAAGAAAUGUUACUAAUUCUUCAUAAUCUCUUCCAGAAAAGAACACUUCUUACUGACUCAGUAAGGCUACUGUUACUUUAAUAUCAAAACCAAAGACAUUACAGUGAAAAAUUUUUAGAGUAAUAUCUUUAUUGAGUUCAGUUUUAAGAAUUUCCAACUCUAAUAUUAGCAAAUCUAGGGCAAAAAUACAUUGGAAACAAGAGUAAUAUACAACAAAGUGGAUUUUACCUGGAAAUGCCAAAAUUAUUCAAUACUUGAAAGUCAGAUUAUUCUAUAAUAUUGACAAGCCAAGGAGACACAUAAAACAGAGAAAGCAUUUAACAAAGUUCAGUAUCCUUUCCGAGGAAGAAAAGGCUUCUUCCUCAACCUGAUAGAAGCACUCAAGGAUCCCUACAGUUAGUACCUGAAGGGGAAAAAUGGAAGGCUUCCCCUGAGAUCAGGAACAAGGUGAAGAUAUCUACUCUUACCAGUUUUAUUCUCCGUAAAAGAGUCCGAGAGCAACAAAAAGAAGUAAAAAAGCACUCAAACAAAAAUUAGGAAGUAAAACUUUCUUUAUACACAUAUAAUGUGAUUACUCACACAGAACAUCCCAAAGAAUCUACAAAACAAUUUCCAUGACUAAGUGAACUAAAUAAAGUGUCAGAAUACAAAGCCAACACUCAAAAAUCAAUUGUAUGCCAGCAAACAAUGAUGGUACUAAAUACUUUCUAAAUAUCAUUCAGGAAUAUUAGCUACACAAAGACGGAAUAGAGAAAAAAUCUAACAGCACAAAACAGUUUGUACUAACCAGCUCUUCUUCCUCUCCUCCUUUUUCUUACCCAUUUGCUCAGAGGAGUCAUUUUCAUUCUAUAUCCAUUAUAUACCUAAAGUUUCUUUUUUCACUGAGAUAUUUGUGGUUUUUGAAUUUUGCCAGGUCCAUUGUAAAAGGUUCAAUAUCCCCUCAAAAGAAUCAACCAGUUUAUUUCUCUGAGUGGUAUCCAUCCUGUCAGAGAAGUGCUUAAGACCAACAACUAAUCCUGGAUGCUGAGUCACCCAGAGCCAAAGCAAUUCAAAGGAAGGCAGAUGUCUGCCCAAACUGUGUUCUCUGGGUAGAACUCAGCUUUGUAAAGCCUAGAUCACCCUUCUGCACUGAAUACCUAAGUUGGGAUAGAAAAGCAUCCCAUUUUAGUAUAAAAAUUUCAGAUCCACUCAGUGAUGAGCUGAUCCUCUUUUUCUCUAAAACCUUUCUCUACUAUGCAAUUUGGUAUGAAACAGGUAUGAUUAUUCUUCUAUACAACAAAAGUUCCUGGACUUUGAAUGUGUAUUCUCUGACCCAGGAGGUCCCUAUGUUCCUAUCCAGUAGAUAGUUUCAUUCACAGAUGAGCUGUGUUGGUGGUGAAAGAGUAUGUUCAGCAUUAUUCUUAAACCUGACUGAGAUGAUUGCAGUUGCUGGGGGUUGGAUCAUAUCUCCUGCGUAGGGAUUUUCACUGCAGUCCCAAUCCCUCCCUGGACAGAACAGCCAUGGUCUAGUUAACAUUCAGGCACUGUCCUUUAGCAAACAUGUAUCCAGAGCUUGUCAAGCUUGUGAUAUCAAAAAGCCAUGGAUGAUAAAAACAAUUUUUAUCUGUUUUGAUCAUUUGGGAGGAGCCAGAUCAACACAUAAAGCUUAUAGGUCUAUGUUAUAUGUUUAUAUAAUGUUACUUUAAUUGACAUUAAAAUUUGGAACUAAGUGGCUUGUGAAAAUUUUGUUGAUAUGAAAUAUGUUCAGAUUCUGAGGCUGACUUCAGAGAGUCUAUUUAGUCUACAGGACAGCUGGAGUGUGAGACCUUAGCAUCACAUACAACUUUAUUUCUCCAGAAAAAUGAGUUCCACUUUCAAACAGAAAACAGUAGGCACACAUUUGUCCAGCCAGGCCGCUAGAAAAGGGACCCAUCGCCAUCUAACUGGCUUAUCUUCGGGUGAGGGUAAUAGUGAUAUGUCUUUUACUGGAAUUAAUUUUUUUACAGAAGUUAAACAUCUGCCAUAGUUUUAUCACACCUCCUAUGUAACCAUCUGUGGAGACUGAAAUCUUCAGGUCCUGAGUUCCCAUUGUGUCCCCCUCUGUCCUCCCUCUUCUGUUCCAACUGUGUCAGCCCCAUCCUUAGAACCUGGGCCUGGGAUCCAUUUCUUCAGGGGAUUUACCAAGUAUGGAGGGUGACAUACAUGUGGGGUUUAUGACAAGGAGUGACCAGAUAGGGGGGAGGGUUUCCUCCCAGUUCCAGCUCCACAGUCCUUGUGCGGAUCCCAGUGGCAGCAGUAGCUUUUCACUGACUUGCACAAUUCAGAAAUUGGGCCCUGCCUUCCUAAACAACAUGUAUUUCAUGUAGGAGAGUGUGGACACGUCCAACAGCAAAGGUGUAGAAACGGUUGGGCUUUUGUGUCUCACAGUAAUGGAAGAAGUUCCAUAAUAGAAAAGGACAGCCGGGAAGGCUGGAUGAGGGAUGAGACCGGAUGCAGUGACCUUGCAAGGGGAAGGGGGCAGGAAGCUUAGAAAACUUGAGUAAGACAGGGGGAGGAGUAUUAACUUUGUUCAGGAUCUAGGGUUUAAACUAGAACCUGACCAAGAUAAAAUUGUCUUGUGCAUAUUAAGAACCAAGGUUUGGGGCCAGGGAUUUAGCUCAGUAGCAUAAGCGCCUGCCUGGCAAGUGCAAAGUCCUGAGUUCAAUCCCUGGUACCAAAAACAAACAAACAAAAAAAGAACCAAGGUUUGAUUUGGGAACUACUUAGAAACCAGCCUAUUGAAGACAGUAUGAUUUUUGGUUGGGGAAAAAAAGAAAUUUAUUGACUAGGUGGAAAUGAAAAUUUGUUAAAAAUAUGUAUUUCUCAUGGUUAGGGUUAGUUUACCAGCCCGAUGAAAUUUUCCACCUGGACCAGGUAGACACUAUGUUAUACACUGGCUGUCCUAUGGAGACCGAUGUUGUCUAACAGGGAUAUACUACAAACCACAUAUGUAAUGAAGACUUUCUGGUAGUCACAUUAAAAACAAAAGAGAGAGAUGAAACUGAUUUUCAAUAACGUUUUAUUUAAUGCAAUUGCUAUGGUGCAAAUGAUUGUAUUCUCCACAAUCCUUGCUUUAAAAUUCAAUCACCAAGGUGAUAGUGUUGGUAGAGUUUUGUGCUUCAGUUACAAAGGCAGAUUCUCAUGGUGGAUUAGAGUCUAUAAAGGGGGUCUCAGAGCACUGUUUUAUCCUCUCUGCCAUGUGAGGGCUCAAAAACAAUGUAGUAUCUGUGUUGCAGUAAGGGUUUGCUAGGGAAUAGACUGAAUACAGGACACAUAAUUUGUAGCACUAUUUUAUAAUAUUCAUCAAGAAUCAGAUGCAGAAGAGUGCAGAUCUGCCCAUGUUCUAGAGACUCGGAGAAUCCAGCUGAAGCCCUGGAUUCCACAGCAGUGUUCUGCAUGAGUCCAGCUGAAGAUCUAAAGUCCACAGCAUUGUCCUUCUUGAUUCCAGCUGGAGGCUGAAAGCCCACGUUAAUGUCUCAUGUAAGACUGUAUCAAGGAUCUGCACUGGGAAGGCCUAAAAGCAGGUAGUGAAAACUACAAAAUAGUGCCAGCAAGACUAAGGAUCUGUGCCUAAAGGCUGAGGGGUCUGCCCUGGAGUCAGGAAGCGACACUUGAAGUAAGGCCCAAAGCUCCCUCAAAGAGAACCACAGCCAUUCUCAGUGACAGCAGGGACCCAAGGUCCUCAGACAAUGAGAGAAGCUGAGUUCAUAUCAGGAAAACCAGCAUGCCAGGCUUUUAAGGGAGAAUCAACAGCUUUGCCUCGUCCCCUCCAGUUCUCCUUUAUGCUGUUGGCAACAAUCCUCAAGUGGGCCUUCCACACCCAGAACCCAGCUGACUCAGUUCAGCUGGGUGUUACAAGUUGACCCUUAGUUAACCCAUCACAAUCUGUAAACCCAAAAAUGAGUUGUCAUUAGAUAUCCAACCUGCUCAUUCCUUGAUCUUAGGAUCCCAGCCUCCAGAAGUGUGAAGAACAGGUUGUUUAUAAGCUAUCCGUGCUACAGUAUUUUGUUAGAGCAGCCCAAACAGACUAAAGCACCACAUGUACAAAAUAUUAGUUCAACGUGUAGCAAUUUAUAAAAAUGUUAAUGAUAUGUUCUGCUCUCUUCUUUAUACUGUCUUUAGAAUUGACAUGUGCAUGUUAUAUUCACAGCAUAAACCAAUUCAGACAUUAAGUUUUAUUAGAAAUACCUGAUAUGUAUUUAUAUUACAUAAAAUUUGUAAUUGAAAAAGGAGAUUCACAUACUCAGGUUGUUCCAAAUGUACCUCCAGAUUGUUAAAGAGAAAAUUCUUUAGACCAAUAGAAUCCACAAAAAUUAACCAGAGCAUUUUCUGAGAACUCCAACAAUCUGAUCAGAGAGCAUUUUUAGGAAAACAGAAAUAAGGCACACACACACACACAAAAACACCUGGAUUGACUACAGUCAAAUCAAUCGGUUACAAUUUAACCAGUUAACUGUUUAUCACUUCAUUAGUUAAUUUUGGCUUCAUUGUUAAUUGCAACCAAUCACAGCCUAGUGACUCUGAUUAAAUGCUGUAUCAGUUUUUCUACUGGGCCCAGUGUUGGUGUCCAGUCCAAAUCCAUAGCCUUGUACAAAAUCUUAUUUAACAAGCUUUUCCAAUAAUUGAAUCAAGUACUGUCCUCCCUUGGUAGUCUUCUGCUUUGAACCUCCUUGAAUUUCAUAUUCAACACAUUUUGAUGCGGAGCUUUUAUCCUGGUUCUCAUCAUUUGUUGAAGUAUGAGAUAGAAUUUAACAGUGUCCAUAGCUUGUGACUUACACCCUUUUCCUGUGAAAAUAAAUUGUUUGGUACUCAUGAUUUGUGUUGUCUCCCAAAACCAAUUAAUGGUGAAUAGUGUAGAAUUUUUUAAUACAAUUUUGUAGAUUAAAGGACUUGGACUAGGAUAUCUUCCUCUGACAUCUAACAUGCAUCUCUAUUUUGGGAGACUGUAUGGCCCAACAUACUUAGGGGUGGUUUUCUGAUAGGUAAGACAGUGUCAAGCCUGUAACUUGAGACAGAUAAUAUGGCUUAGAAAAAUGACAACAGGGGCAAAUGGGACACACAGAAGAGCUGGCCAAAGAAUGAAGUUACCAAAGAUGCCAGACAGUAUAAGAACAGACAGGAGGGCAGACAGUAACUCUCAAUCUUAACACCAUCAAGAGUUUGAGCAGAAUAAACUAGUGUGGCUCCCAGGGUGUCAUGUGACCAAGAACUACAGUUACCAUUGUCCUUGUGAGUAUAAUACCAAAAGUGACUUAAAAAGAAAAAUCUGAUCCCUGUUCUUGAUGCUUAAAGGCUAUAAUAUAUUUCAGGAAGAGAAAAGGAAUUUAUUACCCAUGUCAAAGACCAAAAUUGCAAUCAUCUGCAGCAGGGGAAAAAACAUUAAUUCAGAUAGUGUUGAAAUUUUUUUCUACACCAUUAAAAAGUAGAAGGCAGAGAGGACAAAUAACAGUGAGCCGUUUACUAGCCGUCUCAGUAGGCUCUAGCGGUGCAAAGCACACAGAGAUGUACAGCGGCGGCCAGAGCUGAAGAAGCUGAAACAAAGGAGGUGUCUGCAUCGCUGCAUAGAAAUCACAUGAAACAGGAAAGCUACUCAAAACCCUGUGCACACACAGCUGUAGGCAUCUGCUUAUUGUGUGAUCCCCCAGGCAAUGGGCUUUUGCUCCUUCUAAACAUGUUCCUCUUCAUUUGGGGGACUCCACUACCUUCUGCUUCUCUAACUUACUACCAAACUAACCCUCCCAAUGGGAGUACAUUCAGUCUCAUUAAGAACUAGGAUUUCACUGAUUCAGCUCAUCACCACUGAAAUGGACCAGGCAUGUGACAGGCGAGGGGCGUGAUGGAAAACUACAGUGUGUGUUUAAACUUUAAAUAUGGUUUCUAAACUGUAUUGCAGCAAAAGACACAUUGCUCUUAGUCUCCUUCAAAAUAUACCCCCUCACUUCAAACACACUGAUUCUGUCCUUGCCACUUUUUGAAGCCGUUCUUGAAAUCUUUGAUGAAUGUCUUUAGGAGAUACAAUAAAAAGUAUGGUGCAUGCUCCAGCCAAGUGCCAUCCAACAGAAAGGCAGACUUGUAAAAUCCACUGUGGUGCGUCCCCAUCCACCUUAUGCAUCUAAUCCAGCACUGUGCAACUUCUGGCUCUUCCCUAAAGUCAAAAUGGCCGUGAAGAGUGAAUGUCCGUGAAAGGCAGCCACAACAGCACAAUGAAGGACACAAAAAGAGAACUCAGAACUGCUUCAGGAAGUGGUACAGUCAGGCAUGGUAGUGCAUGCCCAUAACCCAACUGGAGACAGGAAGAUCCCUGCGAGUUCCAGGCCAGCCUGGGCUACAAAGUGAGUUUGAGGACAGUCUGACCUGUGUGGCAAAACUCUGUCUCAAAAAGACAGACAAACAGACAGAAAAAAGAAAGACAAGACGAUAGUACAAAUGAUGUGUUCAAAGCAAGGGAGAAUACUUUGCAGGUGAUUAAUGACAGUGUGUCUUGUACUGCAAUAAUUGUUUUAUUUAAACACACCAUUUUUCUGCCACAUCUGACAAAAACCAAAUCCUUUAUGUACUAAAACUUUAUCAAUUUAAUUAUAUUUAUCUUACUAUUGCUUGCAUCCUUUUGUUUCUCACUGUUCAAUUCAGAUUAGAUAGUUGUAAAUCUAGUCCGGUACUGUAGAUAGUGAAGUUGUAUGAGGGGUGAUUAAAACAUACAGUGAAUAUUUAAAUGUUUUCCUUUUUAAAUUUAUUAUAGUAAAAGACACAUUGCCAUUAAACCACCUCAAGAUAUUCAAAAUACUUGCCUCUCUUCGAACACACCCUGUUGUUCUUGGCAAUGUGCCUUUCGUUGUGUUGUCUUUAAAUUUUAGAUAUUCAUCGUAUUUUUCAAUCACCCUUGUAGUCAUACAUUUAUUCCAAUAUUAAAAUGCUUUUUCAAUGUUCAAGGAAUAAAUUUUCAAAGCAUGAUUGUCAUUUUGUCAGUCAUCUAAAACACAUCAAUAGUUCAAACGUCUUUAACUGGUAAAUACUAGGAAAACAGAGCACAAAAUAUUUAUACUUGUAAAAGGAAAGGUGGAGGAAAAUAAAAAGCUGCUAAGCAAACAUUAGUUCAGCAUUAGUUUGCUGAGGGAGGAGCUGCACAUUUUAAUACAUUUACAAAGUCACAUAUCUGCUCUGCCUUCAUGGUUUCAUGGUUGUUUGCAAAGACCAGAGGCACAAUUAUUAUUGCCUUAAUUUUGUGAUUCAUGUAAAUUCCUAGAGAGAAAGCAAUGCAACGUGACUUUUCCAAGUAAGAAAUCAAAAAGUCCCGGUUUAAAGACCACUAGGGUGAAGCAGGAUGUGAAAUCCAUGCCUUUGCUGAAUAGAUAGGAAGGAGGUGAUGCAUUUUUAAAUGAUCCUUUUUAUAGCCACAAAUUUGAAAUGGCAGGAUUUGGAGUACAAUGGCAGAUGGAGUAUCUUCAGGACACUUUCCGCCAGUUUUGCUAUUCUUGGAUGUUUUGUGCUUUCCUCUUCCUCCGGUCCUCCAAGUCACUCUAUGUUAUCUGUUUUCUCUCACUGGCCUGGCCUCUCCUUCCUCUCUCAUAUGCCUUAUAAUGUACAUAUCCUGCUGCCUGGUACUGCUUUCCAGGCCUAGACAAAGAGCUAUUUAUGGCAGCCAAGUCAUCACAAUGGUUUUGUAAAUAAGGAACUUAGCUGAGUUAAUGAUUAUCAUCUUAUUUGGGUUUCACUGUAGAUCAAAGAGCAGUUUGGAAUUUGAUUUACUAUGAGAUCGAAAGUUUUAGCAUUCUUAUUUUGGAGUUGCAAAGAAAGAGAAACGCAGGCAAACUCCCCCUCUCCAUGAGUUGGCAGUUACUCCACAAGCUUAUGUUUGCAGUACCUGCUGCUUGCAUGAGACCCCGACCGUCUUCAGACUGAGCUACACCCCCGCCUUUGUUUUAUUUUUAGACAGGAUCUGCUUAAGUCGGACUAUUUGGUUGCCUAAACUGAGCUCGAAUUGGCCAUCCUCCUUCUUCAGCCUCCCAGAGUGCUGAGGGUAUAGGUGUUCACUAGGAUACCCUAUUUACAAUAGGUUUUGACAGUUCCAAAAAUCAGAAUAACAAUUGUAAGCAAUUUGGAGUAUAACUCUGGUAUGUUCUCCACUGUCCAUUAUACUGUAACUUGAUAGUUUGCUCCGAAACACAUUCAGGUAUUAAUUAUGGAGAUUAUAGUCAGACACGAAAAUUAUUAAGUUAUAAUUAAGCAUUGUAUACAUCCAUGCAUACAUGCAGCUUACAAAGCUAUUCUGGCAGUUGUCGUACAAGAAUUAUAUAGGACUUCAUGAAAGACAAAUGCAGAAAAUAUGUGUCUACUAGGUAAAAGAAUGUAUAAAUUUAUUUGCUUGCUUUUGUAAGACAUGUAGUAUUUAUCUGAUAAAAAGGAGAAAAGCAUCUUUUUGUAAUAUGGAUCUGCUAUUAUGUAUUAUAUUUGCAAUGAUGGAUCAGGAAAGGGCAUGUUACAAAGGGUCACAUAAAUAAUUACCUUGUAAGCCAGGUAUGGUGACAUAUAUCUUCAAUCCAACUACUCCCAUGCCUGAGGCAAAAAAAUCACAAAUUCAGGGCCAGCAUGGGCAACUUAGCAAGAUGAGGUCUCAAAAUAGAAAAACAAAAAGAGCCCUCAAUGGUAAAGUGUGUGUGUUGUGAUACCUUGGUACAAUCCCCACGAGUAUAAAAAGCAAAAGUCCCACUGCACGUACAUAAGGCUUUUAAUUUUGUUUAUUUCCUUUGCAGUCCUAGUGAUGGAACCCAGACCUUCACACUGAGCUAAUCUCUGACCCCCUUUUAAUUUAUUUAUCAUGUGCCACCAUGCUCAGCUUGCUCUAGUGGGACUUAUAAGUAACAAAUUUGUUUCUUUCUUUUUGGAAUUCUGGAGGCUGUGAUGUCCAAGAUCAGAGAGCCAUAUGGUAGGGCUCUGUAAGAGCCCAUUUUCAAGCUACAAGCUCAUUCUCAGCAUCUUGCUGUGUCCUCAUAUAACAGAAGGCCAAGGCAGCAGUCUGGGGCCUCUGUUAGUGACAGAAUUGUGGUGUGGCUGAAAAGAUAAGAAGUAUGAAAUAUAAAUGACCUUUGUUUUAAGAAUGCAGGGAGAGACCCCCUGACCCACAAGGGUCCGGCAUUCUCUCCCCGGGAGUGGCGAUCUCUCUCUGGGGUCUGGGAAUCUCUCUGUCGGACACGUGGAGUGGGGGCAUACAUGUAGCUCUGUGGUUUUUAGCAUUUCUUAAAGUAUUGACAGCUUGAAGAAAAUUCAGAAGCUGCCUGCUCUCAUUUGUGGAUUGCUUCUACAUUAUAUGAGGUAUAUCAAGAAACUUUGACUUUAUAGAGUUCUUUGAAAAAGGCUUGUGAAGUCUUUGAUGUGCAACAGUGAAAAUACAAGAGAUGCAUCCUCUACCUGUGGACACAGGCCAGAUCGAACCAGCUCUCCACCUCCAAAGGGUCUCGCAACCCCAUUUCCCAAGGAUGGAAGGAGAAAAAAAUCACAAAACAGAUGCGGAUCAAGUUGCUGGUCUUGGUGGGACCUCCGAAUGAUAAAGAGGAAAUAAAUAUAAAUCGCAGCCUGCUGGAUAAGCCAAGUUCAUGUUCCCCAAAAUUGAAGAAUGAAUUCUAAGGAACAACAGAGGAUAAGAGUAGGAAAAUUUUGUUGAGAAAGACAGCUCCUGAUAGAAGGAGGCUGGAAAAUCGUAUGGACCCCAUUUUUUAGAGUAAGUUUCGUAGACCAAAAUCAUGAAGUACAACAGUAUAAGGUGGGCACGUGAUGGGACAAAACUAUGGUUGGCCAGUAAGAUUACAAGCUUAACUGUUUAGAUAAUAUUGAUCCAAUAGGGAAGCAGGUUACAGAGCUAAUGAAUGUCCCUAGGAAGAACAAGGAAGAGCCUUUUAGGAAAAGACAAAGCAGGGACUUCCAGCCACCCACCAGGUCGAUGUUAAUAGUAUUUGUUGUUUAUCUCACAGAGAGCUGUGUGGGCUGGUCACUGGGGCCUGCCCUCCAACAGGUGCACCUCUAGCCACAGCUGUAAUGUGUUUUCUUUCAUCCUUUGUAUUUCAUCCUCUCCCUCCAGGGCCCAAUCCUGUCUUAAUUGCCUAAGAAUAUUUCUACCUAAUUUAGCUGUCUAUAACAUUCCCCCCUCUGAAGAGGUCCCCCUAACUGCGUGAAGAGGUGAUGGGCGAUGAUUGCUCUGGCUGCCUAUGGCUGAAGGGGGUCAUAGUUGUGAUCACCAAUCAGGGACACUCCAGGCUGGAAAAAUACUUGGCAUAUCCAGAGGAAUUUGCUGGUGGCUACCCUCCAGGUCACAAGUUGUGGCUUGUGAAUUUCAAAGCACUUAAAAAUCACUUAAAAAUUUAGAAGAGAUUCUAAUUCCACUGCAAAGUUCAGUGAGGCCCUGGGAUUUAUAAUGUUAGUUACUGUCUCCCUGUCAUUCUGGAAAGGUCUCAAUGUUAGCAUUUGCUAAUUGAUAAAGGUAGAGCAUCUUGCUAUUCUCUGCCAGUGUAUUUAUUGAGGAGAUCAAACCAGAAUUCUUGUUUUCUUUUGCCAGUUUGAAAAUGCAAUAUUUUUAUUUUUGUAAUUCAGUGGGGAUGGGGGAAGGUGGGGAAUGAGUUGUCAUUAUUUCUCUAAAUAUCAUUUUGUAGGGAAAGGUUCCUUAUAGUGAUGUCAUUAAUUUUUAAAGAAUCUCUCCUAACUUUCAAAGCACCACUUUGGGAAUUCUUUGAAGGGUGCAGUUAAUUUAUCUGAGUCAUAGAGGUUAGGUUUACCUGCAGAAGAGUGGUAUCUAAUCAGUGCUGACCGUCCUCACAUCAGAGACGUACGUUGUGCAAAAAUCAUUUAGUCAUUUGAAAAAUGAACUUUCUAUUCUGUGCCUAGAUUCAUGUUUCCUGCUAUGUAUUUCAGAAAAUAAAAUAUGUUAAGUUUAGUAUACACAUUACCAAAAACACUGGUUUUAAGAUAUAACUUUAGAGGCUGAGGCUGUAGCUCUGUGGCAAAGGAGUCACUAGCAUGGGCAAGGCCCUGAGUUCUAUCUCCAACACCACAAAACAAUUAUAUACACUGCAAGCAUGUGCUAAUAAACAAAUUUUUAAAAAUAUGUACAUAUAACUAUACAUAAAACUUUCAUAUAACUAUACAUAUUACUAGAUAUGUAUAUGGUUGUAUAUAUAUGGUUAAACUAUUGUUUUAAUCAGUCAUUUUUAUUCAUGUAAGUUAAAAAACUAGACAUUUUUUCUUAUGUUUGCUAAAAAUAAACUGCCCUUGCCUAAAAGCCAUAUAUGGAAUAUUUACCACUCAAGGAGACAGUUUUCCUUGCAUUCUUAACGAAAGCAUUCACUCCGAUGAAUAGAUGUAGCAUUUUCUCACACAACUUUGAGUUGAGUUUUACAGAACACUUAUGUGGUAUUAUGCAGAAGAUAUGCUGCCUCCCGUGCAAACCUUUCACAUGUAAAUAGAAAGUACAGUUUUCUAAAGCUAAAAAGAAAACUAAAGUUAAAGGUAUUUCCCAUUUACUGAUAUUUACUUAAUCAUCCUGAGAAAGACUUCUCCUCUUUUAUCUGAAUAACUUUGCUGACCCUCAGACCUUAAUCCACUUUGUGUAUUUUAAAAUAAUAUGGAAACUGCACUGAGUUUUUAUUUCUGUAGACACAGCUAACCCGGUCUAUGUUACCCGGGUCUAUGAAAAUCUUGGGAGUUUUGCAUGUACCUUACUUACUGCCUGGCAACCGUCUUUCCAGGAAAUCAUAAUCAAUGUUUUCUGGACUUCACCAAAUGAUGUGAGACCUGGAAGUCUGAUGUCUUUUUUUUAAUAUAAGAAAAUAGAGGCAAUGUGUUUAUAAACAGUGACUGAAUUUCACGUAUGUGCAUUGGAAGUAUAUGAAAAUAAGAAAACAUUAUGAGUGAGUUUUUCUUUCAAAUAUAGAAGCAAAAGAUGCCAUGUUAUUUUCUAAAACAUUUCUAAGCAUUUUUAUAGAAGGCAAUAAGAGCUGGUUAACCAUUGUGUCCCCAUGUAUGAAGAGAGCUAACUGUGAGGAUUUAUUUACAAGAGCAGUUAAAUUUUACUUUUGUAUCUUGAAGGACCUCUAUUUUUCACUGGGAGAGUUGGGCAGAGCAGAAAAGAGGUACUGGGGAAAGGGUGUGUUUUGAAGCCAGUUUUAAAGUUCUUUUGAUUUCCAAGCCUAUCAUUCCCUCCUCCCUUCUUCUAUUCUUUCAGUCACCUUGAUGGAAAUCAGAUACCAGGGAUCUUACUUGCCAGGGCCAGAAAUCAAAAUAGAUUAGCCCAAAACUGAGCAAUUGGUUAAGCAAAACAAUGACCAGAGAUAAUCAGCAUCAGCUAUGGCUGCAUCCAGGCCCCCACAAAAGAACCUUUCCCCUUCUCUCUAUCUCCAGGUUCAGGGUGCCUUCCCAGUGAGUAGCUUUCUUCUCUGUGCCUGAGAGAUUGGAUUGUGCGAAGUUUAUAAAAGGGCAUUGUUUUCCCCAGCGAUUCUCAAUCAGUGGCGUGGAAGAGGGUUUUCCUUCCCCAGAGCACCCGGCUGGGAGCUGGGUUGAGUGUUGGUCACACCUGAAACAGAAUGACAGGUGCUCCAAAGUGGCCCGGCAUGAGGCUUGGGCGGUAGAAGGGGCACGCCCACUCUGCUGCUAAGGACAAGGUCAAGGGACAGAGCUACACAUACAGGGAGCCAGGAGGGAAGGAGACUGCUGACAGAAGGGUGAGCUCAUGUCUGAGAAUUGCUGGAAAUGACGACAGGGAUGUCAAACUUCUCGUCUUUAGAUCUCACCAGGUAACACUAAAUUGCCCAGCCUGGACUCAAACUUGGAAUCCUCCUGCCUCAGCCUUCAGGAGUGCUGAAAUUACAGAUGUUUGUUUACUUUGGAGUUUUAGUGACAGGAAGAGCUUAACAAAGAUAGACAAAACAUACUACAUUUUAUUCUACAGUGGUCUGGGCUACUCAUGCUGAAUUCUACAUAUUUUAUCUCUUUGAAUCUUUAUUUUAAAAAUCCCUUUUCUAAUUUUUAUUAAAAAUAACCUAUCAUUAUCUCUGUAUUCAGGAUAAGGACAGCGAGACUUUAAAAGACUAAGAAACUUGCCUAAAAUCAUCUUCGUGCAGUGCUCCCUCCUGAAAUUCUGGAGGGAGGAUGGUGGAGGAUGAAGACAUGAAGACGAGAGUCAGAAAGCUGAGGUCAGGUGGAGCCCCUCACCUGAUGGACGAAAGGACCGUCCAGCAGCUGUGGCAUGGUCAUUCAUACAAGCAGCAGAAGAGGCUGCUUAGGGAGAGUUUUAAGAGGAUAAGAUCUGGACAGGAAGAGCAUCCAAUCUCCAACAAAAUAUCACACCCUGGUGGUUAUAUGGGGAAUAAGAGAGGAGGCAUCUGUACCAUCUCAGGGGGAGGACAAGUCACUGUAUGUGUCAGCUCCUGAGCUGCGUAGCCUUCUCAUGGGGCCCGGACAAACUCAUGAGAAGCAGGGACCUUGUCUUGGAUACUGAAGGUACAGGCAGCUACUCUCCCAACACUGGGGCAGAAUCUGCCCCAAGGAGGGAUUUUCCCCGGGUUCCUUCACUGAGCAGGCAUGAUAAAGGUUCUACAAGAGAUACUGGAGGAAUACCCCAGCCAGACACAGGAGAGAGGAGACACAGGAGAGAGGGAGCUGUGGAAUCAGGACUGGGUGCCUCAGAGUUGAUGCAGGAGACUAGUCUUGGUGGUGCAUGCCUGCAAUCCCAGCUAUUCACGAGGCAGAGGCAGGAGGAUCACUAAAAUUCAAGACCAGCCUAGCAACUUAGCUGUCUCAGAAUAAAACUAAAAAAGCUCGGUGGUCAUGAGACCCCAAAUUUCAUCCCCAGUAUCAAACAAAGAAAAACAAAAACAAAUGCAGGAGGACCUACUGUGUGCCUGGAGAGCUACCACCAGUUGUAUUACCUCAGGAAACAAUCCAUCUGCCUUUCUUUCACCUGAAUUCCCCAUGAAUCUUAUUCUGAAGGCGCCCUGCCACCGAUAGUCUCUUUUUGUGUUGCUCUGCUAGAGAAGCUUCAUCUUUUACAGAUCACAGACUAGCGGGAAGCAUUUAACCAGGUCUGUUCAUUUGAUAGUUUGGGGAACGGAGAGCCAGAGGUUUAUUCAAAAUCACACAGCUAAUGAGUGGCAGAGCUAAGACUUGACUGUACCCAGAUGCAUUCCACACCCUGUGUUUCUUACAUUCUAACGCCAGUCUCCAAAGAAAGAUUCCUCCCUGUUAGCAAAGUCACUCGGCUGUGUGAUCACCAGUCAGACUUAAUAUAUUAACCUAAAAGUUUUUCUUCCUUCCUCCCUUUUCCAUCUCCCACUGUCUUAAGAAUGCUUUGAUUCUUGAAUACAGACAAUUCUCUCUCUCUCUUUCUCUCUCUCUCUGCAUUAGUUACAUCUUGCAACAAAGCUAUGAUUUUACUCUGAUGUAGAGGCUUUAUGUAUUUUAAACUCUGGUUUGACCUGUCUACAUUUGCUCUAAAUGCCCAUAUUGCAAACAGUGGUGAGGUGCCAUAAAAAUAAAAUGUUCUUAUUGUUGAAAAUGUCCACAGCCAGAGAAUGAGGCCCCAUUCCAUCUCCAUCCACUUCCUUUCCUUCUCAUUUAGUGGAUAAGUACUUAGCCUUUUAAAAACCUUUCCAUGUGAAUCAGGAAGUAAAAUAUUUGUUAUGUGUCCAAACUGUGAAAGUUAAUGAAUUACAAAAAAUGCAUACUUUGUGAAAUGCAUUUUAUAUCUCUUUAUGCAUGAGGUACACAGAAAGAGACACUGUCUUUCAGAGCCACAGAGAACCUUACAAAGCAGAGGUUACAUUACUUCUGUGAGAUUUCUAAAUCCCUACAAUACACAGUACAUAAUUCUCUCUGUGGAUUAAAUAAAGCAGAACAUAUUAUUCCUUUUUCACCUAUUGUCUAACACUUAAAUAAACUUUCCUAUCUUGUACUUUCUGUCCACCCUCUUAGAAACUGAAAGUUCUCUUUGUAUAGAAAGAUGGUAUUGAUUUAAUUUCAAAGCCGUGCUAAAUCUUUAAGCAGGAAGACUUGAAGGUUAGAUUUUUGUUCUCACUAAAAACAAACUGUUCCUUCCUAGAAAUUGUGGAAUGCUUGCAAAAUUCUUUAAUAAUGAAUAAAUAAGUCUCAAAUGACUGGUAUAGGAAAGGAGCAAGACACAGUCACUCUGACAUGAAGAAUAAAUCUAAGAACAGUUUUGUAUGAAAAUAAAGGUCUUUGCAUGUCUACAAGGCAAAUGUAUUCAGAAGGGCCCCUGCUGGGUGCAAAUCCAUGCUUCUUGGGCAUGGGGCCUACUGCCGAUUCAUGAGCUGCUCACCCUAAGUCCAUUUGCCUGGCGCUGGCUUUUCUCCUUUAUACCAUGGAGUCUGGCUGUGGGGUUGUCUGGUUCACUCUGGGGUUGAUUGGCUACAGCUGGUCUUGGAAGCCAAUAACUCUUCAUGUGGCGUUAAGGGUUGCAAAUUCCUACCCCCCAGGAUGCACCAACAGCUGAAACAGCAGCCAGGAAAGGGUUAGUUUAUGCUUUUGAGGGUAAAAACACCACUUGUGGUCAUGUCUGUCUGGAAUCUCAUUCUGUGUUUUCCAGAGACAUUUCACUCUAACCCUGGAAGUCAUAAAAACAUAUUCUGUGGUUAUAUGUUACUGGAGGCACUGGAGCUUUGCACAUACUAAUUAACAUAUUUUUAUUUCACCUGGGCUUUGGGAACAAAGCGAUACAAAUAAAAACAUGCACUCCUACAUACACAUAAUUUAUAGAAAUCCAGAGACCAAGUCACUAACGUUAUAAGUGGCCCUGUAGACUCUGGAGAAGGCUGGAAGUGAAAUGAAUUCCCGGCCUGCAAAUUAUUCUCCAACAUCUGUCCUCUUUGCUCAGUCUCUGUGUUUUCAUUAGAUGUGUUAUUAUCUGGUUACAAGUAAUGGAUGGAUUUGGGUUUUGCAAUCAGCCGACCUAUGUUUGAAUGCCGGGCUAGUGGCUUCUUAGCUGUGUGACACAAAGCUCCUCAUACAAAGCCUUUAUUUGUUCAUCUUUUCCUUUAAAGGAUAGUUCCUACUUCCUGUCUCAUUGGCAGAAUUAAAUGAGAUCAUAUAAAAGCACUUAGUGUAUUAGAUAAUGAUACCUAAAAUAGUCAAAUUCAGAGAGAUAGAAAAUAGAACAGUGGUGGCUGGGGCCUGGGGAAUAGGAAAUGGGGAGCUGGUGUUUAAUACAGAGUUUCUGUUCUACAAAAUGAAAAAGAGCUCUGGAGAUGGAAUGUGACGAUAGUUGCACAACACUAUGAAUAUACUUAAUGUCACUGAACUGUACACUUGAAAAUGGUAGAUUCUUGGUACAUGUAUUUUCCAUAAUAAAAAGCACAGCACUUAGUCCACUGCCAGGCAACUUCCACUGCCUCUGCCUCCUUCCCCAGUCCCCCUUUUUGCCCCUUCCCUGGAGACCUGAUCAGAGGCUAUUUGGAGCUCUCUGAGCUUGGACAUAACCCUAAGGAGUAGUACCGGAUCCACUUUUUGGAAAUGCAGAAUCAUAGAUGUCAGAGAUGAAAAACACUCAGGGAACAAGUCCUACUUAGUCCUAUUGCAUAUGAAGAAAUGGAAGUCUGGAAAAAUUCAGUCAUUUGGUUUAAACCCAGCAAAUCAGUGGCAGAGCCAGGACGGAAUCCUGGAUUAGUUACUACUUCCAGGACCGGUUUGCUUCCCAGGAAAUCUUGGAUCUUCAGUAUCUGGGGAUCUGGGCCACUCUGUAAUCUCGAAUGGGCUAAGGAAUUUUCUAUACUCUGACUAGAAACCUUCAAAGUCUGGAUCAUAAAACAUACGCUUGGUAGGCAGAUAUUUUAAACAGUGUUGCUGAGGUAUGAAUGACCUUCAAUAACUGCACAUAUUUAAAUUUUGUCACUUAAUAAGCUCUAAUGUAUAUUUAUACUAUGAAACCAUCUCCACAACCAAGAUAAUGACCUGUCAUUUCCAAUGUUUCUUUGUGCAUAUUCGUAAUGUCUCUCUAUCCCACUUCAUCACCAGUUGGUCGCCAGUCUGUGCUCUGCUACUACAAGGAUUUUCUAGGAUAAAUGGAAACCUGUGUACUCCUGGUUUGAUUCCUCCUUUCACCUACAUAAUUAUUUUGGGAUUCACCCAUAGUUUUGCAUGUCGAUAGUUCACCCCUCUCAUAAUUUUAGCUACUCAGGGGACAGAAGCAGGAGAAUUUCAGAGUCCAGGCCAACCCAGACUACUUAGCAAGACCUUGUCUUAAAAAAUAAAAAGGUCAGUGCUGGAUAUGCAGCUCAGCACCCUAGGUUCAGUCCUCCUAUUCCUCUUAUUGCUGAGUAGAAAGUAACCCAUUCUUAGAUAUACAAUGUACGUCAUAUAACCAUGGAUUAGAUAUAAUCAUCUAUUGUCUACACGUUCUGCACCCAGAGAUUGAACCAAAGCAAGUCAACAUAUUUGAAAAAGUCUAUCUGUGCUUGACUGUGUACAAAAAUUUUUUCUUGGCAUUAUUCUCUAAAUAAUGCAGUAAAGCAACUAUUUACAUAGCAUCUACAUCAUACUAGGUACGGAUGUAUUCUAAAGUAUGCAAAAGGAUAUAUAUAGGCUAUAUGCAAAUACUAUGUCAUUUUAUACAAGGAACUUGAAUAUCGGAAGAGUUUGGUAUCUGCUAUGGUUCCUGGAUCCAAUACCCCACAGAUACUGAAAGACAAAUGUACCACAAUCUGUUGAUCCAUGUAGCUGUUGAUGUAUAUUUGGGUUGUUUCCAGUUUGAGGCGAUUACAAAUAAAGCUGAUAUGGACAGUCCUGUGAAGUUCUUUUAUAGAGACAGGAUUUCUGCACUAACCAUGUGUUUCUGAUGUUUGACAUGUGAGUUGUUACUGAUUUUGGAGAAGCUGCCUCUUCCAAAGUUAGCAAAUCUUAGAAUUGGCAAAUGAUUGUCCCCCACAAGCGUAACUUUCAUAUGCAUAGCUAACCAAUUUAAGAGCCCAUAUCCUCCACCUACCUCUUUUAUCAGACUGUUGCAAUUGGGCCAUGACACACCUUCCAUCAGCCCUCCAGGACUAUGUAUUAGAGAACUUGGAGCAGUUCCUAAACCCUAGAGCCUGCUGAAAUUAUUCAAACUAGUCAACCACAGAUACACAUAGCAUGCUUAUUAUCCUGCCUCACCUGUUCCUUCCUGCAAAAACCACAGUAAAGGCUCUUGCCCAGAUUUCUGCUUCAAUUCCUUUGCCCCAUGUCUGUCCUGCAUGUGACCUCUGAUAUGGCCAGCUACCUCUCCUGUUUCCAGGAAACUGAAAGUCAACUUCUCUUCCCUGACCGUCAUCACUGUGUCUGCAUGUCUUAUUAGACCUGACUAAAACUACUCCGAGGUACAUUUCAAAACACUUAGACUUUCUGAGUAAAUCCUAGCAGAAUUACUGAAUAAUAUAUAUAUUUCAGUUGUUAAAACCCUCCAAACUAGGGGCUGAAGGUUUAUCUCAGAGGCAUAAGCGCCUGCCUUGGAAGCAGGCAGUUGUGAGUUCGAUCCCCGGUACCGAUAAAAAGGAAAAAGACAAACAAAAAAAUUAAAAACCCUCCAAACUGUUGUCUAGAGUAUGUAUACAGUUUCUGUUCCCAACAGAAGCAAACGAGAGUUCCAACUGCUUUACUUCCACACCAACACUUAGUAUGAUCAGUCAUUUCAAUUUUAGUCAUUCUAAAAGCUGUGAUCUCCUUCUGUUUUUAAUCUGCACACCUUUGGUGAAUAAUGAUCUUGAAGAUUUUUUCAUGUGCUGAUUUUUUUAUUUUAAAGAGGACAAAGCCAAGGAAAAUAAAACAGAAUAAAACCAAUCAAAAUAAACCAGUAUAAGUGAUAGUGAUACAAUACUUCAAAACUGCAAAAUCAGCAAUAGUUAGCAUAAUGCCUUUUGUUGUCUUCAAAAUAGCUGCAGAUACCUUCAGACAUAGUAAAAAUCAAACAGAACAGAAUAGAAUAGAAACAAUAAAAACAAAACAAUGAAUGCAAUAAAGGACUUCAAAAUAAGUGGCUACCAUAACAUAUCUUGCUAUCUUUUAAAUAGUUGUUCAUGCCAUCAGAUUUAACAUAAUCAAACAAAACAAAAGAGAAUAAAACCUAAGCCAAGAAAACAAUGCAAAUGAUAUGGUUUCUGGGGGAAUCACCUCCAUGUGAGGCCUGGUUCUCUCCCUCCCCAGUCCUCGAAUGGCUCUGGCACAUGCCGAGAGGCUUGGAUGUGGCUGUCCCUCUUCUGGCAGCGGCCUGCACAUGGUGCUUGUUUACAGGCAGGGAUCACCUCGUGAGGGCUGGUUAUUUCUCUGCAGUCUGUGAAUGGCACUGACUCAUGUUGUGUGCUAAUUUGCCAUUCUUCUUCUUCUUUGUAUCUCUACAGAUAUUUUAUAGGCUCUUCAUAGAGUUCAUUGUUGAGGGUUUUUCUUAAUUGUUGAGGGUUUUUCUUAAUUUUAUUUUAAAGAGAAUAAAAUCAAACAAAAUAAAACAGAAUAAAGCCAAUCAAAAUAAAACAGUGAAAGUGAUACAGAACUUCAAAACAGGAUAAUAGGAAAUCAGCAAUGGCUACCAUAAUGCCUCUUCUUAUCUUCAAAAUUGCUGCCCAUAGCAUCAGCAUAAUAAAGUCAAAUAAAACAGAACAGAAUAAAACCAAUCAAAACAGAACACUGAAGAAAACAAAAUAACAGAGCAAAGCAAAACAGUGAAAACAGUGUUGGAUUUCAAAAACAAGACAGAAGGAAGUCCCCUGUAGUUGCUAUAUUGCAUAUUCUUAUGCUCUAAAUAGAUGCUCAGACUACCAGCCUCAGGACUACUACGUCAGUCAAACAGUACAAACACUAAGUUGUUUUUGUACUUCAGUUGCUAUCAGCUCAGCCUGUCCUGUAAAUCAGCCAGUUGCUUAUUGGGGAGGAGGGAGGGCUAUGGUCUCUUCUAACCACACACCAGCCCUCUCUUGUUACUCCUCCCAGGCGCAGCAUGGCUUCUCCUGACUCACAGGAAGGGCAACGUGACUUAUUGUUGGGUUUUGAGAUCUCUUUAUAUAUUUUGAAUAUGAGUCUACUAUUAAGAUAUAUGGUUUGUUAAGAUUUUCCUCCAUUCUCUACCUUGUCAUUUUGUUCUCUUAAUAGGGUCUUUUGAAGAACAGAAGUUUAAUCUUAAUGAGGCCAACUUUGUCAAUUUUUCCUUUCAAUUUUUCCUUUCAUGGGCUUAAGAUUUCUAAGAAGUCUUUGUUUGUCUCCAAAAGUUUUGACUCCACUUCUUUCCUAGAGGUUUUGCAGUUUUAGAUUUUCAUUCAUUAAGGCCUAUGAUAUAUACCCCAGGGUUGCUUUUAUUAAUCUGCUACGAAAUACUAAUUGAAGUGUUUUCAUUUGCUUGUUUUGAUUGUGGACAUCCAGUUAAUUCCAAAAGAAUUUGUUGAAGAGACUGUUGUAUUUCCCGUAGAAUUGCCUUUGCGUCUUCUAUUUCUGGAUUCUCCAUUAUAUUCAGUUGAUCUGUUUGUCAAUAUUUCUGCAAAUUCCAUGUUGUCUCGAUUGAUAUAGAUUUUUAAGAAGUCUUGAAAUCAGAUAGUGUUAGUUCUCUAACUUCAUUUUUCAAAGUGAUUUUGGUUAAUUUAAGCCUCUUCCAUUUAAUAAGAAUUCUAGAAUCAUAUUGUCAUUUUCUUCAAAGAAUCCUUCAGGAAUGUUGAUAGUAAUAUAUGAUAGUGUAUAAACCUGUAAUCUCAACAAGAUUAACUCUUUCAGCCCUAGAACAUGUGUAUCUCUAAAUUUUUAAAGGUUCUGUAACUUUUCUAAGCGAAUGUUUUAUAGUUUUCAGUAUAUGUAUAUUUCACCUUUUGAAACUUACCCUAAAGUACUCCAAAUUUUUGAUACUCUUAAAUAGUAUUCUUUUCUUAAUUUUAAUUUCCAGUUGGAAGAGAAAAAAGAAAAAGCCUAUUUCCUUCAAAUACGAAUGAUCUAUUUCCAUAGAGAACAGUGAAACAAUGGAUUUCCUGUUCUAUUUUCGCUGCUAUCUUACUAAAGAAGUUCUACAAAUGAAUUUUCCUCUCAGCCUUUCAAAUUAAAAACCACGUGUCCUAUAAAAAGUCUGAAAAAGGACUCAUCCUCCUCGGACCUCAUGGUCCUCUUGCAAAAGUAGCUCAGCAAGCUGAUUGCAUUAGACACAACUUUCCAGGGUUUGGUAAGGAUUCUGUCAAGAAGUGUAAUAGGGAUGAAUUGUACCUGCUAGGACAGCAUCAACUUUCGCACUUCCUGACUUCACGAUGAUGAUUAAAAUUGAAAUACUAACAUGGUAAUCCCCAAAGUGCCUGGAUUUAAUAGCAUUAAUUGCCUGGUCCCCAUAAGUGCAUAAAUUCUUAUUUAAAUGUCAGCUACCCUAUGUACACUUUCUGGGAGUACUUAACUAUUCAUUCCUUAGCUACUAACUUCUCCCAGUACAAACAGCCUCACCGCCGACCCCCCACCCUCAUAAGGAGUGAGUAAGCAGCUCCGCCUCCCAGAGAAACUAUUGUCUUGGGGAGGCGGCCUCUGGUCUGAACUGAUCUGGGCACCAUCCACAAAGCUCUUGUGCUCUCAGAUCCCUGAGGAAAUGAGUUCUGAUAGACUCUUUUGGCAUAAAAUAUUUAAAAACAGAGAUUAGGUUAGCACUUUUAAGAUUAUUUGCAUUUCAGAAGACUGUAACUUAAUGUAGAGAUGUUUAUUCUAGUGAUGGAUUUCGGACAUUGUGGGAGGAAAAGACAUAAAAAGGUCAGAGAGCCUUCUUUCAUUCCCUCUAACUUUGUUGUUAGUCAUGAUGUAUGGAAAAAAUUGUCCAUCUUUCACCUCUGACCAUGAGAAAACUGCAGAGUAACUCUGGAGAUAUAUCACUAAUGCACACAAAAUUUCUGCCUCUGUAUCUCCAACCACGUGACAAUGAAUCACAGACUUUUUAGGAUUCCACCCUUUUGAAAGUUGAGAAGAUAGAGCAUUGUGUGCACAGUUACACUGAAGAAAGUUCAUGGCCAGGUUGAAAUGCCACUGUUAACCAUUACCCAAGCCUUUCUUCACCAUGCUCAUAUCUCAGGCAUGGCAGUACUAGAUCAUGUUGAUUAAGCCCCCAAUGUCCAAAACUUCAAAUGUCACUUACCAUAGAGGACAAGAUUGGGGAACUAAGGAAGACACUCACAGAAACAAGGGAAAUGUAGAGCCCAGCUCAGCUCUGCACAUGCAUGAGACACAGCGGUACUAAGAAUCUCACUGGAAAGGCUAUGUACAUCCAGUGAGUUCAAAAGCCAUGCAAGAGGCUCGGGAUUUAGCUCAGCGGCAUAAGCACCUGCCUUGCAAGCAGGCAGUCGUGAGUUUGAUCCCUGGUACCGAUAAAAAGGAAAAAGACAAAAAAAAAAGCCAUGCAAACCCUAAGCUGGAAGCAUUUUAAAGAUGGCAUGAGGAAAUCUUAAAUUGGGGUUCCCUGAUAUCUCCAAAACUCUUCCCUCUCAAAUUCAGAGCAGACUUUCAGAAGGACAGUGAAACUACAGCCUCUGUAAAGAUCUUAUUUUCUAAAAGUGUGGAAUAGCAGCACAGUUGUGCAUGUCUAAAGGAAGUCUGCCUCAGCCUGGGCUUUGUGUUCACACCUCUCAUGCCUUUGGGCCUGUUUUCUAGCAGAAGUUUAAACGCUGAGACAAACACUUGCCAUGAGUUGUCACUGAAGAGGAACUGCUGGCAUUUUUCAGGGCCAUCUCCCACCCUCUAUACUCCUAUGGCAGAUCCUUGAGCAGAACAGGUGUCUGUGUCUCCCAAGCAUAUGAGGAAAAACAAGUUACUUUUGAGUGAUACACCCUAUUCCAUGGUGCCUAAGUUCACCUACAUGAAUAAACCACGAAGCCUACAGUAGUUAUAUACGCAAAGGAUACUCUCCAGAACAGCAGCCUAAAGAAUACGUAUUUAUUAUCUGACAGUUUCUCUUUGGUAGGAAACCUAGGAACAGCUUAGCUGGGUUGUUUCCCUCAGGGUCUCGGUGAGGUAGCUGGUGGCUACAGCAGCAGUGACAAGAGGCUAGAGGGUCUGGUUCUAAGUUCACUCACAUGGGUGUUGGCAGGACUUGGUUUCCUGCUCACUGUUGGUGAAGUAGCUCACUUCCUUGCGUGUGGACCUUUCCAAAGGCUGUGGACAUUCUCAUGAUGUGACAAAGUUGGCUUUCCUCAAAGAACGUGAUCCAAGAGAGACACCAAUAUGGCAACCACAGUUUUUAUAACUUGGAAGUGACAUACCAUCACUUCUUUGAUAACCUAGGGGUCAUACAGACCAGCUCAGACCCAGUGUAAGCGCGAGGGGCAAGGACCACUAGGGACCAUCUUGGAGGCUGUCUACAACCUCCCAUCUGAUUAUGCCAGCAAACAGUCGGCCUUGGUCUGUGAUAUAGUGAAUAUCAGUUAACACUUAGUAGCUCAUACGUACCACAACCCAGUGGUAGAAGUAGUUCAGUUGUGACAAUUAUGAAUGUAAUUGUCAUGUAACAUGACUUUGGAAUACUGUUAUACUUUUUGGGGAGCCCAUUAUCUCAUCUGUAAAAUGAGUGUUAUGAAUGGUCUCAAAGACAUCUCUCAGAUCUGAAAUCUGUGCCAUGAAGAAAUAUACCAUUUCAAAAAGGAAUGUUAUGAAAACCAUUUUGUUUAACAAAAUGGGUCAUUUUUCAAUGGACAGUUCCCUUAUUUCAAAGUAAUAAAGCAACUGUAGAAAUGGCACCCUAAAGUUUUCUUAUACUUCCUCUCUGCUCAUAAUAACAUACUUUUCCUUGUAUAAUGCUUUAAGGUCUAACACACUCCUUUCACAUAUCCAAGUGACUUCAUCGGUGUGGAAGGGGUCAAGCACGCAAAGCCUUACAGAGCUCUGUUCUCUCUCCCUUUGCUAAUGGCAGAGGUUUACACGGGUGGCAGUUUGGCCAGAGCUAAUGGACUUCUGAUAAGAACAUACAACUAACAUAUGACCCAAAUAAGUGAGUGAAAAAUCCUAUUUGCCUAAAACCUCUAAGUCUAUAAACAUUGCUGCAAUGGCUUAGUAUGUGCAGAGUGGACCAGCAGUAUAAAGAACAGUGGAGCUGUUUAUUUUAUGGACGAAUGUAGUACAAGCAGAUGACAGGGGAAAGUGUCUUAGAAGGUUUAUCUUCAGAAAUGAUAAUAGGAAAACCAUUUUGUUUAUUGUUUAUUGUCCAGUUUCUUGAUCGUGGCACAUGGGCCUGUACCUCAGGAUAUUCCCAUUUUCUCUAUCUGGUAUUUACUAAGGUCCAGGUCAAUGAUCAUCCCUGCAGACAUCAUUCCUGAGUGGCAUCUUUCCCCUACGGUCUGUCUCUGCUACACCCUAAUCUCAUAUCUUGGUGUACUUAGCACUAUGUAAAAUCAGUUUGCUAGUAUACUUCAUUAAAAUGCUUACCCCCAAAGUGUGGAAGGGAGGGAGGGGAAUAAGAAAAUAAAAAAAGAAUCAAGAUAUAUCCUGUUCAGAUGCAAAUACCAAUAAUUUUUUAACUUUACCUCCAAUUUUUUUAAAUGUUCACCUCUACCUUCUGUAAGUUAUCUGAGAGAGAACACAUCAUCUGUCCUGUUAAUGAAUGGUUCACCCCCAAUCCCUGUGCAGAGUGUGCUCAAUAAGUAUUUGUUAAGUGAAUACAUGAAUCAUCGGUCUGGGAAAGUUUGUGGUUUGAUGAAGGGAAGUUUCAGAAGACAUGUUGCUAGUACUAUAAAAGUAUAUUGAAUGGGCCAGAUUUUCAUUUCCUUUGGGCCAGUAAUUGGGUCCAAACCUGAGAACAAAGAUUCUCUGGUGUAGCAUACAGAAGAUAACCCUGAACAAUUCAGAGUAGACCCAGGGUUCCUCAGUGAUUGUGGGGGAAGAGGCACUGCUACCAAAACCAACGACAACACCCCAGGAAGGAGAGAAAAGGAGAGAGGGCUAUUUCAGGAGUAUGUGGGAGCAUCAGCUUACUGUGACAGGAACAAGAGAAGAGAUUUUCCCUUUUUGAACCCCAGAGAAUAUUGCUGUGAGGAGACGCAUGCUGGCGAGAGUAAGAGACUGGCGCCUCUUUCACUGUUCAGGGAGCAGAGCAAUAGUUCAGCUUCUGGCUGUGUUAACCUGAGGGGAAGGGAAUAGGAGAAAGAGGGCAGAGUGAAGCAGGGAGAAUCGCCAUGAAGCCAACGCACUGGUACUACCUGGGGAGGCAAGAAUGGGGAGGAGUCUGCCGGGCCGUGAUCAGCAUGGCGCCAUCCUGAGAGCACUCCACCAGCAGAGGGGCUCCAUGUCUAGUCUGGGAUGCAUGCAGUGUGUCAGGUGGGACAGUGCCACUGCUAGUGGGGGCUGUGUGGCAGUGAGCGGGUAAACAGGAGCUUGAUCCCUCACCUCCAGUGAUUAUGCAGUUUUCAGUGUUAACACAAGGAGCAGAGUAAAUCAUGAGAGAGAACUCACCUAAUCUUUCUUUGCCACCCUAAACCCACCAAGGAGCUGGAUUCGGGGGGCAAGGAGGGAAGAGGUGCACAGAGGCAGAUGGUGCCCCGUCUCCAGGAUGUCCCCAGAGACACCCAGCUGUAACAGGGAAGGGGACAAUUUUAAGUUGGAUACGAGUUUGGAGUUUUAAGCCACACUGGAUUUUUUAUAACUGAAAGGGACAGAAUUUAUAGGCUCCAGCUCAAACGUUAUUAAAGGACAAGAAAAAAAUAUUUAACAGAACAUGGUUGAAGGCAGUAACUGGAAAAAAUAAAUAAAUGAAGAUGUUUCAUUUUCAGUGCUGAACUAUCUCAUCACUUAGUCACAGCAGGAGAAAAAGGCAACAAUUAGUGAGUUUUCUAAACAUUUGACUUUUCUUUGGGUGACGUAUUGCUGGCUUUUGUCAGAAGGUAAAGUGGCAGGACAGUAGGCAAAAAUUCAACAUUCAAGGCAUUUUGUACUCAAGGCUCAGUUACUCUUUCUUCAUGAAGUAACUCACCCUCUCCCUUGCUCCUGAUUUUAUGAGUCAAGAGAAGUCUCCCUGUCUGUCUGUCUGUCUGUCUGUCUGCUCUCCCCCCUCCCCCUUCUUCCCUCUCUCUCUGGCUUUUGUUUUUAUCUUGCCAUGUAAUUCAGGCUAGCCUUGAUGUAUAGCCCAGACUGGCUUUGAACUCACAACAGUCCUCCUGCUUCACCCUCCCAAAUGCUGGGAUUACAGUCAUGUGCUACCACGCCUGGCCCUUGAAAAGUACUUUUUGUAAAUCAUGUUUCUAUACAGCAGCUUCAGGGGAUUUUUUUAGGCCUUUGAAUGAACCAUUUACAAACUUUCAAAGGAUAUUUUUUACUGCAUUUGAGUGACUGGACUACUCCCUAUGCUUCCUCCCUUGACCUCAAGAUCAACGGGAGAAAUUCUGAGCCUCUCCCUGCAUGGCGCCUCCUGGGAAGGCACUUCCUGUUGCUGGGGAAGCUGGGGUGGGAGGUCUCAGUGGAAUUGACAUUCGGAAAGCUCUGGACAAGAGAAGCAUCAUGCAGCUAUUGAUAACUGGGAAACAAAGCUGAUUGAGAAAUGAAUGAGAGAACAAGGAAAAGGCAAUCUGCAUGUCACAUCCUUAGAAGAUGUGGAAUGCUCUAGGACCAAGGAGCGCCUCUCUAAUGGAAACGGUCGUGCCGGAGCCUCCAAGCCUGCCCGAAAUAUCCCAAGGAGACACACGCUAGGUGGGCCCCGAAGUUCCAAAGAAAUCCUGGGAAUGCAAACAUCUGAGAUGGAUAGAAAGAGAGAAGCUUUCCUGGAACACCUGAAGCAGAAAUACCCCCAUCAUGCCACAGCAAUCAUGGGGCACCAAGAGAGGCUGAGAGACCAGGCUUUGCAGCACAUGCUGAUCUCUCUUCAGGCAGAACUUGACAUUCAGAGAUACUUGAUGAAAAUCGAAUCAUCUCAGCGUACCAGAAGCCCCAAACUGUCUCACAGUCCUCAACCUCCUAAUCUGGGUGACCCAACUGAGCAUUUAUCAGAGACAUCCGGGGAUUCUUUGGAAGCCAUGUCUGAGAGCGAAGUACCAAGUCCUUUCUCCAGAGGCAGCCGGACACGAGCAAGCCUUCCUGUGGUGAGGUCGACGAACCAGACAAAAGAGAGAUCUCUGGGGGUUCUCUACCUCCAAUAUGGAGAUGAAACCAAGCAGCUCAGGAUGCCGAAUGAAAUCACAAGCGCAGACACAAUCCGUGCUCUCUUUGUAAGUGCCUUUCCCCAGCAGCUCACCAUGAAAAUGCUGGAGUCACCCAGUGUCGCCAUUUACAUCAAAGAUGAAAGCAGAAAUGUCUAUUAUGAAUUAAAUGAUGUGAGGCAUAUUCAGGACAGAUCACUCCUCAAAGUGUACAACAAGGAUCCUUCACAUGCAUUUAAUCACACACCAAAAACUAUGAAUGGAGACAUGAGGAUGCAGAGAGACAUUGUUUAUGCAAGAGGAGAUGGCCCUGGUGCCCCUCGACCUGGAGCCACAGCUCAUCCACCCCACGCAAUUCCCAGUUCUCCACCGCCCACUCCUGUGCCCCACUCCAUGCCUCCUUCCCCAUCCAGGAUUCCUUAUGGGAGCCCACGCCCCAUGGUUAUUCCCGGCAAUGCCACCAUCCCCAGGGACAGACUGUCCAGCCUGCCAGUCUCCAGGUCCAUCUCCCCAAGUCCAAGUGCCAUUUUGGAAAGAAGAGACGUCAAGCCAGACGAAGACAUGAGUGGCAAAAACCUGGCGAUGUACAGAAAUGAAGGCUUCUAUGUGGAUCCCUACAUGUAUCACGAGGGACGGAUGAGCAUAGCUUCAUCCCAUGGGGGACAUCCCUUAGAUGUCCCCGACCACAUCAUUGCAUAUCACCGCACAGCCAUUCGGUCAGCGAGUGCUUAUUGUAACCCCACAUUGCAAGCGGAAAUGCAUAUGGAGCAGUCACUGUACAGACAGAAAUCAAGGAAAUAUCCAGAUAGCCAUUUGCCUACUCUGGGCUCUAAAACACCCCCCGCGUCUCCUCAUCGCAUGGGUGACCUGCGGAUGAUAGACCUGCACCCACACCACAAUGCCCACGGGACCCCUCACACCCUGCAGCCCGACCGCGCCUCCCCCAGCCGCCAGUCCUUCAAAAAGGAGCCGGGCACCUUGGUGUAUAUUGAAAAGCCACGGAACGCUCCCGGAUUAUCUGGCAUUGUAGACCUUGGCCCUCCUCUAGUCGAGAAGCAAGUUUUUGCUUACAGCACUGCUACGAUCCCCAAAGACAGAGAGACCAGAGAGAGAAUGCAAGCCAUGGAGAAGCAGAUUGCUAGUUUAACUGGCCUUGUACAGUCUGCGCUUUUUAAAGGGCCCAUUACAAGUAGUAGCAAAGAUGCAUCUAGUGAGAAAGUGAUGAAAACCACAGCCAACAGGAACCACACAGACAGUGCAGGCACACCCCACAUUUCUGGUGGGAAGACCCUGGGUGCCCCAGAAUCCACGACGCCCUCCAGCCAGCUCCUGCCUGCCAGCACCUCGGCCGUCCAUAUGAGCCUGCUGGACAUGAAGCGCAACGUGGCUGAACUCAGGCUCCAGCUGCAGCAGAUGAGGCAACUGCAGCUGCAGAACCAGGAGAUGCUGAGGGCCAUGAUGAAGAAAGCUGAGCUGGAAAUCAGCAGCAAAGUGAUGGAAACCAUGAAGAGACUGGAGGAUCCCGUGCAGCGACAGCGCACCCUCGUGGAGCAAGAGAGACAGAAGUACCUCCAUGAGGAGGAGCGGAUCCUCAGGAAGUUAGGGGAGCUGGAAGACUUUGUUGAAGACUUGAAGAAGGACUCAUCUUCCGCUGGCCGAGUGGUCACUCUCAAGGACGUGGAGGAUGGGGCUUUCCUCCUGCGACAAGUGGGAGAAGCGGUGGCUACCCUGAAAGGAGAAUUCCCGACCUUACAAAACAGGAUGCGCGCCGUGCUGCGGAUCGAGGUGGAGGCCGUGCGCUUUCUGAAGGAGGAGCCACAUAAGCUAGACAGCCUGCUGAAGCGCGUGCGGGGCCUGACGGACGUCCUCACCGUGCUGCGGAGACAUGUCACUGACGAGCUCCUGAAGGGCACAGAUGCAGCCCAAGCUGCACAAUAUGUUGCUAUGGAAAAGGCCACAGCUGCAGAAGUCCUGAAGAAUCAAGAAGAGGCGGCCCAUGCCCCAAGCCAGGCCCUCCACAGCACCAGAGUCCCUGGAGAUGUGAAAUCAGAAGUGGUGGCCCUGUCCGGCAUGAUGGUUCACCAUGCGCAGAGCUCUCCUGUGGUCAUCCAGCCCUCCCAGCACUCUUCAGCCCUGCCGAAUCCUGCCCAGAAUGUGCCUGGGCUGACAGGGCCACGCACAGCCAGUCCUCCAGGGGUCACACAGGAAGUAACCCCUGUGAUGCAGUCAGCUCCUACCCCACAGUCCCCUCAGGCGCCCAUGAAUGGCUCUGCUCUGCAGAGCUUGUUCAUUGAGGAAAUCCACAGUGUGAGUGCCAAGAACAGGACGGUGUCCAUCGAGAAAGCAGAAAGAAAAUGGGAAGAGAAAAGGCAAAAUCUGGAGCACUAUAAUGGGAAGGAGUUUGAGAAGCUUCUGGAAGAAGCUCAGGCCAACAUCAUGAAGUCGAUCCCAAACCUGGAAAUGCCACCAGCUUCAGGCCCACCACCAAAGGGGGAUGCCUCAGUGGACAAGCCAGAGAUGUCAGAAGACUCUCCAAAUUCAGAACAGGACUUGGACAAGCUGGGAGGAAAAUCACCCCCUCCCCCACCCCCACCCCCUCGGCGAAGCUACUUGCCGGGAUCAGGGCUCACCACCACGAGGUCGGGUGAUGUGGUCUACACCAGCAGGAAGGAGAGCACCGUUUCUAAGGCAAGUGGUGAUGAUGCUGGCCCAAGCCCACAGAGUCGAGCCACAAAAUGCCCCACAGAGGAGCCCACCGCGUCCUGGACCCCGACCCCACCGCCAGUCAUUACCGCUUCUUCAAAGGGCGAUGAGGAGGAGGAAGAAGAAGGAGACAAAAUAAUGGCAGAGCUCCAGGCAUUCCAGAAGUGUUCCUUUAUGGAUGUAAAUCCAAACAGUCAUGCUGAACAGUCCCGGGCUGACAGUCACGUUAAAGACCCUAGGCCAGGCGUCACAGCCCCACCCAAGGAGAAGAAGGGCAUUUUUGGAAGUUGGAGGACAAAACCAGCCCAGAAUUUGGAAUUUUUCCAUGAAGAUGUUCGAAAAUCUGAUGUUGAAUGUGAAAAUGGCCCCCAAAUGGAAUCUCAGAAGGUUACCACAGGGGUUCAAAGACCUAGUGACCCUCCCAAGUGGGAAACAGGACUGGAGAAUAGUAUUCCUGAUGAAUCAAGAACAUCCGAAUAUAAACCUGACAAGUUAGUGAAGGAAAGUUCCAUGUCCAAUAAAAGUUUAUUCAGGGACAGUAGAAACUAUUCCCAGAAAAAUGUGCCUAUGGUCACUUUCAAUUUCACUGGCACGAAUUCAUUAGAAGAUGAAAUAAACAAAGGGCCUAAAGUCUCAGGACUGCAGCACCCUCUACCUGACACUGACUGUCUGAAGGUGACUUAUGGAAAGACAAAAGAGAUGGGUGAACAAGGACAAGAAAAUACAGUCAAGAUUCACAUUCUUUCCCCCGUGAGAUCAACAGAAUCCAGUAUCCGAGAUGUCCAAACACAAGAUCAAGAAGUUCUCACAACAGAUUUCGGCCAGGUUGUGCUAAGACCCAAAGGGACAAGGCAUAUGAGUGUAACCUCUCAUGAGAACGGAGAGCCAGCCCCGAGUUCUCCCACUGAAGAAAACACAGCCACCGACAACAUUGCCUUCAUGAUCACCAAAACUGCUGUCCAGGUUCUGUCCAGUGGCGAGGUCCACGAUAUAGUGAGCCAGAAGGGACAGGACGUACAGACUGUUAAUAUCAAUUCCAAAAGAGAGACAACAUCCCAGCAAGAAGGGGCAGAACAGGAAGAGCCAGUUGUGUGUCUGGACAAGAAACCAGUCAUCAUCAUUUUCGAGGAACCCAUGGACAUCCGGUCUGCCUAUAAGAGACUUUCAACCAUCUUUGAGGAAUGUGAUGAAGAACUAGAGAAAAUGAUGACAGAGGACAAGAUAGAGGAGGAGGAGGAAGAAGAGGAAAAUGGAGACCCUGCAGUCCAGGGUAACUCUUCCCAGAAGUCUCCCCCGCAGGUUGCCUCUGACCAUCUUGCCCUGGGACAGCAGGAGGAAGCAAAAUUCCAGCCACACUUCCUGUCCACAGAGACCAAGACCCCAGGGAGACAGGAAAUGAAUAAAAGCGAGCAGAGCAUGCCCAGCCCGGUAGACUCUCCUAAUGCAGACAGCAAAGGUGACAUGGCUGAGGACCAAUAUGAAAGCCCCAAGAAAAAGUUUAAAUUCAAGUUCCCUAAAAAGCAGCUCGCUGCUCUCACUCAAGCGAUCCGCACAGGAACCAAAACGGGGAAGAAGACCCUGCAGGUGGUGGUCUACGAAGAGGAGGAAGAGGAUGGCACUCUGAAGCAGCACAAAGAAGCCAAGCGAUUCGAAAUUACCAGGUCACAACCCGAGGACACCUUGAAGGAUCCAGCCAGGAGGCCAGAGCCUGGUCUAGAGAACACAAGUCAGAUUUCCAGAACUGAUGAGAUUAGGAAAAAUACCUACAGAACGCUGGACAGCCUGGAGCAGACCAUUAAACAGCUGGAAAACACAAUCAGUGAGAUGAGUCCCAAAGCCCUAGGUGAAACUUCCUGUUCUUCCAACAGAGAUUCCUUGGCCAGCUCAUCCCACAUGGCCCACGAGGCCUCUCCCCGAAACUUGCUAGUUCUGGAUGAAGCCCCCCCUGCCCUAGAGCCCCCCACGUCAGUAUCUUCAGCUUCACGUAAGGUCUCCAGUGGGACCCCACAGACGAGCCGCAUGCCAGUCCCUAUGAGUUCCAAGAGCCGACCUGGCAGCCUAGACAAACCCAGCAAGCAAUCCAAACUGCAGGAUCCCCGCCAAUACCGUCAGGCUAAUGGAAGUGCUAAGAAAGCUGGUGGGGACUGUAAGCCUGCUUCCCCGUCCCUCCCCGCCUCUAAGAUCCCCGCCCUCUCCCCCAGCUCCGGCAAAGGCGGCUCCCUGCCCUCCGCCGGCGGGGACGCCUCCAACCCGCCCGCCCCGCCCGCUGCCAAGCCGUCGGUGGCUGCUAACCCGCUCAGCCCACAAACAGGCCGGCCCGCGCACCCCUCCGCCUCCCUCAUCCCUUCCGUCUCUAACGGCUCCUUAAAGUUUCAGAGUGCCGCCCACCCCGGGAAGAGCCACCCCCUCUUCUCGGCGCAGACCCCCGCCUGCCCGUCCCCGCCCUCGCCCGCCUCGCCCCCCGCCCCGGCCCAGGGCGCCCGCCCCAGGACUGCGCACACGCCCGCCCUCGCCGGCCACAAGGCGCACAACGGAAGCGCGAGCAGAGCCGCCGCCGCGGCCCCGGCCCCGGCCAAGGAAACCUCCUAACGGCCCUCCUAGUAGGCACAAGCUGGAAUCACACUUCUUUUAAUCCUUUUUUUCCCCGCAGUCUGCAACUGUUUUCACCAGAGAAUGUAAAAAUAUUACUGUACCGUUGAGGCUUAAUGCAAAGUAUGUGCUAAGUACUGGAUGGCUAGAUCUCAGUAAGGCUUGUUUCGUUUCGUUUUUACUUUGUUCCUGUUGUAACUGCAUAGUGUUCACUGUCUAGACUCAGUAUCUAUCAAAUGAAGUAAGCAUGUGCUACCAACAGAGAGGAUGGUGAGAGCAGAGAAGUGCGAGAGACACAAUUGUAUGAAGCAUGUAAAACAUGUAUGAUUCCAGAAUUUUAGUACGUUUUGUAUGAAGCUAUUUUUCAUUAUGGAGAUUAGAAGUGAACAGAGAAAUACACAAGUGUGACUAUAUAAAUUGUAAAACAGAUACUAUAGUAUUUCCUUUUAUUUUAGUGUUAUUUAGCUUUAUUACAGAUUUCUAUUUUUGUCAAAACUCCAUGGUUCCUUUCAAGAUCUUUUUUGCCAAAACAUUUUGAUACUAUAGCAUUGUACAUUUGAAAGUAGUGUGCUAGAUGAUAAGCCAAUGAACUUCUCCGUGAGCCAGCAGGGAGGUGUAUGUAGGAAGAAUUUAUCACAACUAUUGCACUGCCAUGAAAAGUAUGUAUAGUAAUUUGUUAGCCCAAGCAAGCUAAUUUUCUUUGCUCUUUUUUCUUCCUUUUAAAUUUUUUUUAAAAUUUUAUUUUUAACAUAUUGAGAGUCUUAGACUAGUCCCUUCCUUUGUUUUCUGAGACCUGGUCACCCACACUAUUAUAUUGUGGAUUUUAAAAUGUACACUUCUGUACGGUUCUGUAAACUGAUCAACUUUUGUAAAUAUAUAAAUAUAAAUAGACAUCAAAAUACUGUAUGUGACCACACAUAGAGUAGUUUUCCCACACCAAAGUUAAUUUUUAUGCAUGCUUUAAAAAUAUAUAUGGGGAUGGGUAGAAAUGAGACUAUCUGCACAUUUUUAAAAAGCAACAAGUUUGCACAGUUGGAGUGUUUUUGUAAAUAAAUGUAUUUGUAUAACACAGUCAUGUAAUAUACAGAACUAUAAGCAGAGACUUUGCAAAACCAAAUAAAGGGCUGCAUGCUUAUUAUUUUUUGUACCUUGUCACUACAGUUCCUGGUCAGAGAACAACAUGUAACUAUUACUAGAGUAAGUGUUCCAGCUUCAGGGCAUUAUAAUGAUCAUGUAACACAUCCACUCAGAUGGUCCUGCUUUUCUGAAAGUGCUGGGGUGACCGAGAGAGCCUAAUAAAUUCAUCGCAAGUGUGGCACCUCGGACGUGAACUGCUGACUCUUUCCUGUGGCCGCUCGGGCUCUGGCUGACCGAAAACAAGGCAGAAUGCUCAGAGUCGCCCUCACCUCUCCAAGCAACCCUUGCUGCUUUCUCUCUCACUUCUUAUCUGGCACAAAUAAAGUGGAAAUAAAAUGUC